CAUGAUAACAACAGACCAAGUCGAAUAAAGUGCCAUGAGCGCGCCCCAAAGAGACCCGGGGGAGUCGGGGGACGACUCCCCCGCGUCCGGAAAGCGACUCAAGGAGACGGUGAGCUUCUACGAAAAAGUGUGGACGGGCAGGGCCGGUCCCGGAGGCGAGGGUAUCGCGAUGGACGUGGACCAGCUGGAAAGGCGGCUGGCCGAGGAGAGGGCCAGGCACCUGGAGGCUGUGAGGGGCGAAAGUAGCCCCACGCCGACGUCCCUGAGGAAGGUGACGAGGAAGGAGGAGAGUCGAACGGGUCCAGAAGAGAGCUUUCAGGAAUCAUACACGUCCACCACUCAAGAGGGCGAUCCCACUUCUGGCUUGCGCACCGUUAAAUUCGAAAAAAUGACCGUGCGCAAAACCGUCCGCCACAUCACCUCUUCCACCAGCACACAUUCCAUCAAGAAACAACUCACUUCAACAAGUCGCACUCCUUCCGAGGAACGUAUCGACGACUCCGACUACCUCACGCAGUCCAACGGCAAUUUGGCCUCCACGUCCAAAACCUCCAGCCAAUCCUCACUCACGGGGAGGUUUCCCUCUGAGGAGAGUCUGGGGAGGCCCGCGUCGAGAGAGGGAAGUGCUUCCAGGCAUGGGGACGAGUGGGAUAGCGACAGGAGUAAUAGUAGCAAGGUAACGAGUUCGGGUGCGGAGUGGUAUAGUGAGUACAGGACUCAGAGUUUGCACAGUGGGUCGAGUAGGCUGGAUUAUGUGAGGAGCAAGUCGCAGUACGAGGAGCAUAUCGACAAUAUUAGAGAUGAACAGGAGAGGGUGCAGAAAAAGACGUUUGUCAAUUGGAUAAAUUCCUAUCUAGCUAAGCGAGUUCCUCCUUUGAAAAUUGAGGACUUGAUAGAAGAUUUAAAAGAUGGAACUAGACUGUUGGCACUUUUGGAAGUUUUGUCUGGAGAAAGACUGCCCGUGGAGAGGGGUCGAGUCCUUCGCAGACCGCACUUCCUGAGCAACGCCAAUACGGCUCUGCGCUUCCUGCAAGGGAAACGCAUUAAAUUAGUGAACAUCAACGCCAGCGACUUGGUGGACGGGAGACCACCGGUAGUCCUGGGACUGAUUUGGACCAUCAUCUUGUAUUUCCAGAUUGAAGAAAACAGUAGAGCCUUAGAAUACCUAGCUCAAUGGGGUAGUUCCAGCAGUUUGGAGAGUGCUGGAACCACUUCAUCGAGGGACAAAUGGAAGCAAGGUGCUAGGAAGACACUUUUGAAUUGGGUGUCCAACGCAUUACCAGAUGACUCAGGAAUAGAGGUUAGAGACUUCGGCGCCAGUUGGAGAGAUGGCGUCGCUUUCCUCGCCAUCAUCGACGCCAUCAAAAAGAACCUGGUGAACAUCGCCGAGAUGAAGAAGGCCUCCAACAGGGACCGUCUGGAGACGGCCUUCGACGUGGCCGAGUCCCACCUGGGAAUCCCCAAGAUUCUCGACCCCGAAGACGUCGACGUUCCCAAGCCCGACGAAAAAUCGAUCAUGACUUACGUCGCACAAUUUUUACACAAAUAUCCCGAACCGAAAGCUACAGGGCCUGAUGCUAUAGCCGCCAUCCAGGAACAAUACAGCGAACUACUCUCGUGGCUGCUUAAGAAAACCCAACACUUAGACCACCUGCAACAAACCAACUCAUUACCUCUAGACUAUAACGAAUAUUCAGCUUUCAAAGCCGAAGUGGACGACCGACAAAAACUCUACACCCGACUGAAGAACCUUAUUGAAUCCCAAAGCCCAGUUUCUAUCGCCAAGGAGUCUUGGUCGGAAGUCACUAGACUUUGGGACAAGCUCCAACUUCAACUUUUGUACUGGCUGUGGCUGUUGGACUCUAGAUUACCUGGAGACUUCAAGACUAUCGGAGAAUGGUUGGCCAAGGCCGAGAAGUUGUUAUAUUGUGACGAAAUUCCUACCGUGAUGAAUGAAGAGACUGCUACGAUUAUUAGUAGGAAGUUAGAAGAACACAAAGCGUUCUUUGCGGAUUUGCCCGCGGUGGAACAGAGAUUCGCCAGAGCGCGCCAAAGUCCCCUCGCUAACGAAGUGCCUUCCGAACAGUUGAAUAAUAUGGCUGUAAGACUGAACGAGGUGGGACCUAAGGCGGCUCAGAGACGGGUCAGGCUCAAGUUCCUCGAACACAAGUGUUGCCUUAUCGCAUUCUUACAACUGACAGAAACGAAACUGAAGUCGUGGACUGCCAAAUACGGACGCGUCGACAAAGUCGUCCAACUUCUCGACCAGUACAGGAAUUUUGUGUCGAAGAAUCACAUUUUCCAAGAAUUCAACAAAGCCUUUCGUGAUAUGCAAGCUGUUAUAGAAGAAUACAAACGUGAUGGAAAUAUUGAUAAAAAAGAGGUUGUGGAAAUAGACAAGUUUAUGAGAGACAUAGCCGAACGAUGGAAGAACGUAUCCAUGGAGCUAAGAUGCGUCCAAAGUAUGUUAGAAGAAGUAGUCGCAUACUGGAGACGAUGGGAUUCUUUAGCACCAGAAUUUGACACUUGGCUCAACCAAGCCGAACAAGCAAUGACAUUGGACGAAGAAGGGAAAAUGGAAUUUUUCCAAGACAUUACAGUAUACCGAGACAAAUAUCAACUGCUAGGAGAUACAGUCAGUUUCCUAAUAGCCACUGUUGAAGAUCCCAUCGCAGCCGAACUGAGAAACACAUAUCAGAACAUGACUGAACGCUGGGACAAAAUAUACCCUCACAUCAACAAGUACAGCCACGCGGGUGAUAUUCUAAGAAACCGUAAAGAUUUCAGAGCCGGAGUUGAAGUUUUAUCAAACUGGUUAAGAAAAGCCGAAGAAACUCUUAACGCACCCAGCUUAGGAUCAAUGGAACGCAUAAGAUUACACAGAGACACCUUAAUCAAGCUUCAAUCCGAAGUUGAAGAAAUCGAAAACUUAUUUAAGAAUAUUAGCAAAGCUUUCCAGACAUUGAUUCAAGAUCUAUCAAGAGACGAAGUGGAUAAGAUGAUGAACACGCUUAAACAAGAAAAGGAAGCUUUAGUGCGAGUCAGGGCAUUGAUACCAGCUCAGAUUCAUUUAUUUAAUCAAUUACUAAUCCAACAAGAGUCUCUGGAAGCUGGACAAAAAGAAAUUAAUGAUUGGCUUGAUAACGCAGAAGGUUUACUCAGCACCUUAACUUUAGAAGCAGAUAAAGAACAAUUAAAGGACCAAUUAGAUAAAAUUAAAACAUUUUUCACUAGGACGUUGUAUUAUAAAUCUAUGCUAGACAGUAAAAACAAAGUACUGAAUAAUAUAGUAAAGUCUGUAGAUAGAGCUAGUAACCCUGACAUAAUUCAAAUGACGGAGAAUAUGGAACAACUAAACGAUAGGUUCGCUUAUGUCACUCAAAACGCACAAAUUUGGGAGCAGCGCCUUCAGGAAGCAUUGAGAUGCUGGUAUAAUUUCAGUGAAAGUGAGAGAGUAAUAUCAAACUGGCUAAAUCACGCUGAAAAACUAAUAUCUGAAAAACGGAUAGAUAGUAAAAGUAUCGUAGAAGAACAUAAGAAUUUCUUUGAAUCUGUCAACGAGCGAUGGAUUCACGAAUUGGUCCAAAGCGCACAAGAUUUGUGUAAUUGCCUUCCCAAAGAACAACACAGUCCUAUUACCUCAUCUGUUCAUCAUCUUCAAAACAAAUGGAAAGAGGUACUUUCAUUCGCUCCACUUCAUUUAAUGAGACUCGAAUUCCGGUUGGAUGAAAACACCUUCCAGUACUAUAUCAAAGAACUGGAGAAAGAAAUCCAGAAUGAACACCUUGCAGUGAACAAGCAAGAAAACGUUGAGCUGGUAAUCGCCAGACAUAAAGAUUUCUUCGGACCUCGUGGCCCACUGUUCGAAACUCAGAAGAGUUUGAGAAAUCUAGAACAAAUAGCUCAAGUAUACUCGCAGAAUUGUCCCGACGAUAAAAGUCUUCAAGAAUCGCUGAAGAAAGCUGAAGAAUUAUGGAAGAAUGUUAACUUGAAAAUAGAAAACGUACAGCAGCAAUUGGAGAGGAUUCCUCAGAAGUGGGAUCAAUAUAGAAUCAAAUUUAGCGAGAUGGUAAGGUGGAUGGACUCAAUUGAUGAUGCCUUGAAGAAUAUUUUAACUGAUGUAAGCACACCAGAAGAAUUUGAUAGAGAAAUUGCGGCUUUUAAGGCUAUUUGCCAAGAAGCUGACCAAAAAAGGGAAGACAUGAAGUGGCUGGUUCAAACCCUUGAUUAUCUCGUUUCACAUUGUCCAGAAAGUGAAGCUAUUGCAGAACAAAAAACACUGGAGAACCUAAUCUUGAGAUACAAAAAUCUCAUACCAUCGUUAGAGAUAACUAUGACCAAAACUGAAACUAUGUCGAAAUGUUAUACUUAUCGCAGAGAAGUACGCCAAAUUUGCGAAUUACUGAAGCAAGUUAGGGAGCAGUCAGCGCCACAACCACAAAACCUCGAAAAAAUUGACGAAAGUGUACGUCAACAAGAAAUCACAGUAUCACAAUUAGAUGAACAACGUCCCUUAGUUAUGACUAUGUUGCAAAAAGGCAAAGAAUUGAGCAGGGAUGUCCACGCACCUAGUUUUGUUUCUGAUGAAGUUAAAACACUUGAAACUGGAUGGACUGAAACAUACAGUGAAAGCGUCUCGAGAUUACAUCAACUUAUAAGCACCCAGCACACCUACAGAACAUACAGGGAUCAAAAGAAAGAAAUUACUGGUCUUCUUGAACGAGCUGAACAAGAUUUAUCAAAAACCACCAAGCAAUUGAGUAUUGAAAAUUCUUCUAACGAUAUUUUAUCGAAACAACAAUUAGUGAGAUCUCUACAAGAAGCCAGGGAAGAGCUAGCGCCUCUUAAAGAACUGACAGCGAAAUUAUCCCAGGAAGCAAUUGAACCUCAAAGAGCACUGCUUGAAAAAGAGGUACGUGAAGUUGAACAACGCCUAGAUACAACUACAUCAAACAUAUUAGAGCAGAUGACGUUCUUGCAACAAUACACUACCAAAUGGUCAGGUUUCCAACAGCAAUUUGGACAAUUGAAAAACUGGUCCGUUCAAGAUGCACCUCAACUAUUAUCUUCCGCUCAUGAUGUUAAUAUAACCCCUGAAGACAGGUUGGAAAAGACUCAAAAACUUCAAUCAGAAAUAUCGAACAAGGUUCAGCUAAUUGAAAACCUAAAGAAAGAGGGUUCGCAAGUUCUUGUUAGUGAUUCUCCUGAUGCUCAGAAGUUUAAGGCGGAAAUUGUAGCUCUCCAAGACCGUGUUUCUGCUAUCAAGCAGUCUGCCGAAGGACAAGCAGCGCUCGUGUCAAAGGAUCUGGAGAAUUGGAAAACAUACAAAAGCAGUUUAGAAAAAAUCGCACCUGUUGUCCAAAAAGCAGAAUUAAAAAUUCAAGAGGGUGCUCCAAAACCAGCAACGCUCGAAGAAGCUGUAAGACUUCAGUCAGAAACGAAAACUUUCUCGCAGGAUUGCCAAGCUCAGAUACAGGAGUUAAGAAACAUCCAGGACUUAGGACACCAAAUUGCUACAAAGUCAGGGGCUCCCGAUGAAGUAGACUCGAUCAGAACAAGAUUAUUUACUGUUAAAGAAACAUCGAAUCAAUGGAACCAAAAACUAGACAAACUUGUUACGAAUUGGCUUGACUUCGACAAAAACGUACAGCAUUUGGAGAACUGGAUUGUGUCCAACGAAAAAACCCUAAGCGAAACCAUCCCGAAUCUAAGCACACCAAAUAUCGAUAAGCUCGAAAAAGAAUUGAUAAGAUUGAAGCAAUUCAACAACGAAAUAUCCGAGCAACAAGCCAGGUUAAUCAGUUUAACACAAAGCUCGGACAGCAUUAGCUAUAACAUUGCUCCAGAGGGAGCCAGUUUGGUUAAAGAUCAAGUUCAAGCCUUAAAAACUAAAGUAUCCACAUUAGCUGAAGGUGUACGUGCAAGAAUUAACGACGUUUCAGAUGCUAUCCUAACCAGACACGACUUCCAAUCCAAAGUCGCUGAUUACUCAAACUGGCUGGAAUCGAUGACAGCUAACGUAGCUCAGUUGGAUGAGAUUCCAGCUAAUAAAGUUGAUAUAGCUAUAGAAAAUAUUCACGCUCUUCUUCAGGAACACUCCGAAAAACAACCGGUGUUGAAUAAAAUAUAUGAAGAAGUGAAGGAAAUGACUCUUAAAGCUUCCAAGCAAGAAGCUGAACCUCUUAAUACAGAAUUUACGCAACUAUCCCAAACAAACCAAGAUGUUGAACAUAAACUUCAAAGUAAAAUGACUAGUUUACAAAAAUGGAGUGAACUACUUAACUGGCACACAGAUACAAUUAACCAACUUAACCACUUGAAAUAUCAACUAGAAAACGAGAAUUGUUCUCCGGAAAAAUUGCAAAAUAUGAUUAAAGAAUCUAAUGACGUCAUUGAGAAGAUUAUUACAUGGAAGCAAUCUGCUCCGGCUAUUGACAGCAGUCAAAUAGUGACGAUAUUGGAUAAACAAACUAGAUUGCCCAGAACAGCUGAAAACAUAGUAAGAGAAGUUGAAGUAAACGCUAUAAACUUAAAAUCAAAGCUAGCAAAUCAGCUUGACGAAAAACAGAAAGUAAAAUCUCACUGGGACGAUUUUAAGCAUCUACAACUGAAAUUAAUAGAUGACUUAGGGAAUACAAAGAUUGAACUAGAGAAAAUUAAAAGCACUGUUAAACACUCCAGUGAUUUACCUCAUGCAGUUGAAAAAUUACAAAAAUUAUUAGACAGUCAAAUAGAGAAAUCUUCUCGAAAGGAAGAAUUAAGAAAAGAUGCCCUACAGUUAAUGAAAGAAGACGCUCAGCAAGUCGCUGUAAUUCAAAAUACUGUGUCUGACAUUGAAGGCCAGUGGAAUAAAGUAAACGAAGAUAUCAAAGAAGAAAAGAUGCAUUUAAGCGACGUCAUUCAUGCCUGGAACGAAUUCCAGGAAUCUAAAGACCAAAUCGUGACGGAAAUCGGUAAAAUCGACAAGUCUUUGGAAAGUUUCGAAGUCCCCACUGACCUCAUUCACGCGAACGUUAACGGAGAAAAAGCUAAGAAAGCUCUUGACGCGAUCAAGAAGACUAAAACACUGCUAGAUAGAGUAGACAAUAAGGGACAGGCAAUUAUCAGAAAGACCGAGAAAAUUCCAGGAAUAGAAUCGGAAGUAAAACGAGACUUACAGAUCGUGCACGACGUUUGGUCAAAAAUAUACGAAAAGAUCGUCAAAACUGUCAAUUCUACUGAAUCUCAAGCGACGAUAUGGAGGCACAUUGAUGAAACCAAAACAACACUCUUACAGUGGCUGAGUAAUCAGAACAGUGCUAUAGUUUCGGCAGCAGAGAAACCAAACGAAACAGAAAUAGCGACAUCUAAGUUGAACAAAUACAAGGAGGAACUCCCUGCUCAUCAAAGACUGUUUCAAAGUAUUCCUCAUAAGUAUACUCAGCUAGUAAAACUAACAGAUGGUAAAGAAAUUCCAACUAUACAAACUUUAAUCAAAUUACUAGAAGAACAAUUUGUUACUGUAGCUGAAAACGCAAGUAAAUUAGAGACUGUGACAACUACAUUCGUUGACCAAGAGAAAACUAUUAGAGAUGAUAUUAAGACUGUUAGUACGACUUUGUCAAGCUUGCGCGAAGAAAUCAUUACAAACGAAGAUUUCUCAGGGGACAAUAUAAAGAUUUUGGAAAGGUUGUUGACUAUUAAAGCACUGUCGAAGGAUUUAGAAAGCCAACAACCCAAUUUAACUAUUAUCGAUGAAAAUAUUAGGAGGGUAGAACAAGUGUAUCCUUCAUUUAGCGACAGUACAGUUAUCAAAGAACAAGAAGCUCUGAAAAAACGAUACAAUAGUAUUGUAGCUCACGCUAAUAAAAUUGACAAUUCUCUAUCAGCGUUUCUUAAAAAAUUCCAUAACGACAAAUACGCUGCUCUUCAAAGAAUUAUUUCAGCUCAAAGAGAGAAAAUACAGUGGUGCCUACCUGACACUUCUAGUGAUAAGUACAAUUUGCAAGUUAAACUUAAUUCACUAACUGCAAUUGAAAAUGCCAUUGAAGAUUGCCAAAGUCGAAUGAAUGAAUUAGAGAAUUCAUUACAAAUGUUGGCACAAGUAGAAUCACCUGAAUCUGUUAAGCUUUUAACAGCAGAAAAAGAAUAUCUUUUAUUAGAGCUAAAUAACCUGAAACAGGAGUUCGAUAAAACUAAAGAAGCUCUCAGUAAAAAUAUCGAUAUCCAGAGUCAGUACGAAGAAAUUGCUGAUAAAAUAUCUAAUUGGCUUAAAGAAAUGGAAAACAAAGUAAAAUCCGAAAGCUCCGUCCAAAUGAAUUUGGAUAAUAUUGAUACAAAACGUGAUGAUAUUAAAAAACUAUAUUCUCAAGUACAAAAUUUCCAAAGUGAAAUAACGAAACUAAACGAAGUCAGCGAGGAAAUCAUUAAAACAACUCCAGAAACUAGAAUUCCACAAUAUGUCCAACAUAUCAAUUCUAGGUAUAAUUCUCUUACCAAGUUUCUAGAAAACUAUUUAAAUAAAUUAGACGAACUUGACAAAUACAAGCAGCUCUACAGAAAUAGCGUUAAUGAUUUGGAAAACUGGUUAGAUCAAGCUAAUGAAAAAGUAAAAUCUUUCUCGAAAACAGCCCAAAAACCAUCACAAUCGAUGCUGGAAGAACUUAAACGAUUUGGAUCAGAAAAGGAAAAAGGCCAAGAAUUGUUGGGAAAAGCUAUAAUUCACGGUGAAGCAUUAUUCAGCGGAAUAACACCAGAAAACAGAGACGCUAUCAGAACAGAACUACGAACUUUACGAAACAAAUCGGAAGAUCUUAUCGAUCAAGUUAAUCAGAUCUACAAAAACGUCGAGAACGCCUUGACUCAACGCCACUCAUUUGACGACAGUCUUCAACAAGUAACUUUAUGGUUGAACGAUACUCUUCUAAAAUUAUCCGAUCAACCCAAGCUGGAUGCUACACUUUUGGAUAAAAAACAAACUUUGCAUAACUACAAAGUAAUAGCGUCAGAUAUCAACUUACACAAAAGCGUUUUACAGCAACUUCAAGAAAAGAUUUCUCAUAUCUCAGAUUCAGAUGCUGACAAUAAACUUAAAGAUAAUUUACAGAAUGUCAACAAGUUACUAAAUGACGUUAAUAAAAGAAUACAGCUUUCAGAGGGUUAUGUAAGUAAUCAUGAAGCCUUUAACCAAGCUAUAGAAAAAUGUCAUGAUUGGCUAGCUGCCCUCACAGCAGAAGCGACGCUUCUUGUGGACGAAUCAUCUAGCGAACCGAUGGACAGUAAAUUGACUAUAGUCGAAAAUCUUCUUGCUCAAAAAGAAGAAGGUGAUAAAAUUAUUGAGUCUUGUAGGGCUCAGUUAGAAAGUGUUUUAUUAGAGACCGCACCAGAAGGACACCCACCUUUAAUUAACAGUUUUCAAGAUCAACAAACAUCGUGGAACCUUUUCUUGGAACUAUGUACCGACGCGAAAGAGAAACUCAACAUUAUUUCCAACCAAUACGCCGAAGUGGGUCGCUUAAUGGACAACCUAGACACUUGGCUAAAGUCGAAAGAAAAUCAAGUUAAAGAUCAAAGUUUGAAAAACACAGAAGAAACUAAGAGAGCGCAUUUAGAGAAAUUGAAGAGCUUAGAACAAGAAAUUUUGAAUAAAGAGCCCGAAUUUGCCAACUUUAUUGAUGCGAUCAAAGAUGUCGAAACAGACACUAGAGCAUCUCAGUUAAGUGCUCGCUACCAUUCACUGAAAAACUCUAUAAAAGAAAACAUAAGCCGCUAUGAAGGUUUUGUUAAAGAUCAUACGGAUUUCAACAAAGAGUACAAGGAGUUUUUGAAUUGGCUAUCUGAUAAAGAAGAGGAGCUUCAAGAACUCUGUCACAUAGUUGGAGAUUUAAAUGUACUGCAAAAACGUCAGAACGAAGUCCGAAACCUUCUUGAUGAAAAGAACAAAAAAAGCAUUGAAUUUGAGAAUUUAAUUGAUAAGGGUGAGAAACUUUACGUUCAUACAUCUCCGGAUGGAAGAGAAAUUAUUAGGCAACAGUUAAGAAACAUUAGAACUAUUUGGGAUACUUUAGGCGACGAUGUACAAACAGCUACAAACAAAUUAGACCAAUGCAUAUUGCAAUUUUCUGAUUUUACUGCAACUCAGGAACAAUUAACCAAAUGGUUAAAAGAUGUGGAAAAAGGUAUGAAGCAACAUACUGAACUGAAAUCAACUCUCCAAGAGAAAAGAGCACAACUCCAAAAUCACAAAAUAAUGCAUCAGGAAAUUAUGUCCCAUCAACAACUAGUUGAAACUGUUUGUAACCGUGCACAACAGUUAGUAGAUCAAACUCAAGAUAAGUCAUUAAACGUGUAUUUACAAUCUAUUAAACAGUUAUUCCAUAACAUCGUAGCAAAAUCGGAAGAGCUACUGAAGAAUUUAGAAGAAUGUGUUGAAAGGCAUCAAGCAUAUAACCAACAAGUCGAUGCGUUCAAGAACUGGAUAGCUCAGCAAAACGAAAAGUUGCAUCAUUAUGAUGAUGAAAGUGGAGAUAAAACUGAACUUAACAAACGAAUAGAAAGUUUGAAGCAACUAAAAACUCUCAGUGAACAAGAAGGAAUAAAAUUGUUGGAGGGUCUUAAAAACUCUUUAAUUGUGGUAGGAAAAAGUACUGCUCCUAAAGGCGUUGAACUUCUAAAAGCUGAAUUAAUCGAGAAUCAAGGGUUGCUUCAACAACAUUUAGUAGAAAUUGAUUCGUUGAUUAACAAACAGGAAACAGCUACCAGCAAAUGGAAUGACUAUGAAAAUAUAUUAGAGGAUCUGAAUCAAUGGAUUCAAGAGAAGGAAUCAGUUUUCAGAAACCAAACUUUACAAGCUACGUUACCUGAAAAGGAAAUUCAACUUGUUAAGUAUCAAAAAGAACGUGCUGAAGUUGAAGCAAAAGAAAAAGAAAUCGAUCAAUUUGUCGAUAGAACUCAUGCUCUUCUGAAUUCGAGUGGUGUGCAGAAGAUCAAGCCCGUGAUAUCACAAUUUAGUGUCAGAUACCAAAACUUACAUGCGUUAACCAAAGACGUUAUAACUCGUUGGCAAAGUAUCAUAGAUGACCACCAAAAGUACCAACAGAAACUAGAAGAUACCCUAACCUGGCUACAGCCUUUGGAAGAUCAAUUGGCUGUAUUACAGAGAGGCGAUCUUGCUGACAGUCCACAAGCUGUUUCUCAGCGAAUGCAAAUAUUGUUAUCUGAAAAAGAACAAGGUGAUCAUAAAAUUAACAACCUAACAUUGACUGGUGAAAGAAUAUUGCCGGAUACAGCCAUGAACGGAAGAGAAAUUAUUCGUAAUGAAAUUAAAGAUGCUAGAGAGAGAUGGGAAAAGUUAGCCGAAGGUAUAACAAACCAGCAAAAACUUCAAGAAGCUCAAACGUUGCAACUUUCGAGUUACCAGGAAAUGUUACAACAAACGCUGGCUUGGUUAGACUCAAUGGAAAAGCAAGUGAAGCUAGAUACUACGUCAUGGACCUCAAUACAAGAUAUUAGAGGAAAAUUAUUGAAACAAAAGACCGCUUUGCAAGAAAUUCUGCCUCACAAGCGAGUUAUCGAAGGAAUAAACGAAAAAGCAGCAUCGUUGAUUAAGCUAACUAGCAAUAAAGAAAAAGCCGAUGGUAUAGAAAACAACGUCAAAUCUAUAAACGAUAGAUACGAAAACCUACUGAGUGUCUCGCAAAAUAACAUUAAACAACUCGAAAACGGUUUGGAGUCCUACCAACAGUUCUAUGACUUGUUGAAAGCCCAACAGGACUACCAAAAACAACUGUGGGACACUCUAAACUGUUACGUUGACUAUACCGGAAACAAACCCAUCAUAGAACAGAGACUAGGCAAAGUUACUGGAAUAGAAGAGAAUUUGCCCGAAAGCAACAUCAAAUUAAGAGAGUUGGAAAACUAUAUCGAAAAUAAAAUAUCAAUUUUGCCCGCAAGAGCUCAAGAAACGAUGCAAAGGGAUGUUGCGAACCUCAAAGCCGAUCAAGACAAAUUCUACGCAACCCUGGUCGACGUAAAAUCGUCACUAGAAAAUAAACUUAAACAGUGGAACGAUUACGAGAGUGCUAUGGAGAGAUUGUUGGCGUUUUUGAAGGACGCUGAAAAUGAUUUGAAAAAUUACUCGUCGAAAUCUACUGCUGAAGAAAAACAAGAACAACUGGAGAAGUAUCAGAUUUUAUUAAAAUCAGUCGAUUCUUGUACCCAAGAGCUCAAGGAGUUCAUUCGUAUAGGAGAUCAUCUGGAGCAAGCUCUUCUUACUAGUUUACGACAAAACGAAACUGAUUUUGAUAAUAUAUCUGAUAAUUCUACUGAACUGAUUCAAAGCAGCGGUGAUACCAGAAUUUCGAUCAAUAUUCAGCAAAUUACAUCAAGAUUCCAAUCGGUUCAAAUCACCGCAAAGGAGAUAGUUAAGAAAUGCGAACAAGCAUUGGCCGAUCACAAAACUUACAAUGAUAAGUACAGGCAGUGUGCUGAUUGGAUAUCUGCCGCCAGGACGAGGUUUGAUUUGAGCGCUGAAAAUAUGAAGAAUGGCGCACAAAAUGUUCUCGUUGAUCAGGCAAAAGUCCUUGAAGAACUUUUGUCCCAAAAAACCAGCGCAUCUUUACUUCUGAAUAAUACAGUGGAGUUAGGUGAAAAAAUAUACCCUACCACUUCACCAGAAGGGCGAGAAAUAAUUUCAACUCAACUGGAAGAAUUGCAACAGGCUUUUGAAACACUUUAUGACGAGAUUAGUUUGACAGAUCGUGAUUUGAAAUCGAAAUUGGACACAUGGUCUGAAUUCGACAACAGUUUACAAAACAUUCAGCGCUGGUUUAAAGAAAUUGACAAAUUAUUACCUCAGGACAUUGAACUUAAAGCUACCUUGGAUGAGAAGAAAAAUCAACUGCAGGUCUAUCGCAAUCUACUGCACGAUGUUUUGGCGCAUCAACAAGAUAUAGUUGAUUUGCGUGACAAAGUUGAGAAUCUGCCAGAGAGAAAUAGUCAUAUCGAAAGCAAUAUAGAUGCGGUUUCAGAACAACACGCCAAAGUGUUAAAACGUGGGCAAAACUUCGUGGAAAGAUACGAGAAAAUAGUUAGCGAUCAUCAAAAAUACGACAAAGCAGUUCAAGAAGCUAGUGAAUGGACGGAAGCACGUGAAACCACUGUUAAUUUAUGGAGCGAUACCAAUUUAGAACGAGUAUCUUUAUUAUCUAACUUGGAGAAACUUCAGAAACUUGCAUCCUCGUUACCAGAAGAAGAAACCAGAAUUUUGGCAAUUAAAACUUUAGGAGACGACGUAAUACCUAACACUAUAGACCACGGCCAAUCUGCUAUUCGAGCUCAAAUUGAAACAUCUCAACAAGAAUGGGCUACACUUACGUCAUCUGUUAACAAUGCUAUUGCCCAGCUUCAAUCAAAAUUACAAAACUGGUCAGAAUACGAACGUUUGAAAGACGAAUGCGUGGCAUGGCUAAGAAAAACAGAUAACAAAUUACACUCGAUAGACCUUAAAGCUACAGCUGAUGAGAAGGAACGACAGUUAGGGUCUCUGAAAAACUUACAAGGAGAAAUUAAAGCUAAGGAACUGGAAAUUGAUCAAGUUACUGAAAAACUACAACAACUCAACAAAGGACUGACAAACAGGCCAUCGCAAAUAUCCGAAUUAGGAGUUAAGUAUCAACAAAUCUGUCAAAAAGUUAAAGAGCUUACGUCCCGCUGGCAACAACAUGUUAGCACACAUCAUCAUUUUAACAGCGAGGUAGACCAGUGCCAGAGUUGGUUAGACGACCUCAACAAAAAAUUGUCAUAUUGCGCAAACGUCAAUACAGCUUCGCAGAAGGAACUUGAAGAGAAACUUCAAACUAUCCAAGAUCUUAUUCUAAAUAAAGAGGAAGGGUUUGCAACAAUUCAGAAACUAGUCGAAUUGGCUCAGACUGUUUUGGCUAAUACUGCACCACAAGGUCACGAUGCUAUCAAUCAUACUUUAGCAAACCUACAAAGUGAAUGGUCGAAUAUAGCCACGUCUAUGAUCGAGACAAAGUCCAUCAUUGAAGAUGCUUUGAGAAAAUGGACCGGACUUUUGGAAGAAAUCAAAGCACUUGAUAAAAAGAUUGAGUAUCUGGAAGCCCAAUACAAUGAAUUGUCAGAGUUACAAGCCACAGCUUCCGAGAAGAAGACUCAGCUUGAUAGAAUAAAACUAUUAGAAGAAAAAGUCCGAUGUGAGAAAAUAGAGGUUGACGCUCUGAAAGCUCAAGCUGCUGAAGUCCUGAAAAGUAAACAAGCUGAAAAAGGUGCGAUCGAAGCCCAACAAAUGUUAGAACGAUUUGACGAUAUAUUCCAGAAGAUUCAAAAACUACUCCACCAAAGGGAUCAGCAUUAUAAAGACCAUAAAGCCUACAAAGAAGCUUACGAGGAGGUUCAAGUUUGGAUGACGAGAGCUCAGGAAAAAGUGCCUCAGUUGAAGCAGAGGCCUUUAGGAGAUAAGUUAUCGAUUGAGAUGUUCUCGGGGCCUUUGGAUCAUUUGCUCAAUAAACAAGCGCAAGGGGAGGUUUUGUUGGAGAAUUUGGAACACACUGCGCAAGUUGUUAUUCCGAACACAAGCUCACCGGGACAAGAAGCUAUCAAGAAUGAAAUUAGAGCUUUGAGGGAAAGUUUCGAAAGAUUAUUCAAAGAUCUUAAGCAACAACGCGAACAACUUGAAGUUGUUUUAGUUCACUGGCGUGACUACAAAGACGAAUACGAGAAGAUAUCCGAUUGGCUUCAACAGAUCUCCAUUUUGAUUAAAAACCAGAAGAUUGCACUGUCAUCAAACUUGGAGGAAAAACAAAAACAAGUAAAGGACGUUCAAGAUAUCCUAAAGAAACUUGUCGAUGGAAAAGGCCAAAUUGAGAAGCUGAACGACUCUGCCAAAAUUCUUCUUAAAUCUCCGUUAGAGACCCACGUUAAUAAUCAGCUUCAACAGCUAAACUCACGUUACCAGACCGAACUUAGUGUUGCAAAAGACGUACUGAAAAAAGUUGAAACAAACUACGAACAACAUAAAGAAUAUGCAGGAAAUCUAGAAAAAGCAAGGAAUUGGAUUGAUAAGGCUCGAGAUACAAUUACGAAUUGUUCAGAGGCUAUAUCCAAUAGCAGCAAGGAAACGAUGCAGCAAAACUUGAACGAAAUUCAAGAUCUUAUCAGCAAGAGAGAAGAAGGUCAGAAUUUGGUACACGCUACAGUGAAUUGUGGUGAAAAAGUGAUAAGAAACACUCGUUCUGAUGGUAGAGAAGCCAUUAGUAAAGAGAUAAAAGAAGUUCAAAGCGAUUGGGAAAGAAUAGUUAAGAAAAUGUCUACGGUGAAGGUAAAUCUCGAAACAGCUUUACUCCAAUGGGCGGAUUACGACAGCUCAUACAACCAACUACAACAGUGGAUUACUGAACGCGAAGCAAAACUUCAACAAGUCACUGAACCCAAAUCGACGAAAACCAAGAAAAGUCAAACUGGACUUAGUGCCUUACCCAUUGGUGAAAGAAAAGCCACUCUCCGCGAAACCGGGAGCAUUGUUCAAGAUAUUGUUUCGUUUGAGCCAAUGAUCCAAUCAGUUGCCUCCAAAGCAGAAGACUUAAAACAAGCAGCUCCUGCAUCUGAGAUUUCUAGCAAAUACGAGACUUUAUCUAAACAAGCUCAGGAAUUAUACGCCAAACAAAAAGCUACGGUCGAACAGCAUCAAGCAUUUAUAGAUGCAGGAAAUGAAUUUGUCCAGUGGAUUCGUCUGGCCAAGGAGAAACUAGGAAAGUGUUCGGAACCUACCGGCGACAAAGAAUCCUUAGGCAGUAAGUUAUCUCAAGUUAAAGUUCUGCACAACGAACUUCCAACUGGACAGAAGAAAUUAGAAAACGCCUUGGAAGAAAGCGAAAAAGCUUGUCAAGUAGCCGAUGAAAUCGAUAGAGAGAUUAUCGAGGAAGAAGUUGCUUUGUUACAAGAAGAAUUCGACAGCUAUGUAGAGCAGCUAAAUGGAAUAAAGAACUUACUAGAAACUGGAAUAGUUAAAUGGACGGAAUACGAAGAACAAUUCCAAGAUGCAUUGGAAUGGUUGACGCAACAAGAGAAGUUGGUCCAAUCGUAUAACAAACUUCAAGAUAGCUUAGAAGCCAAGCGAGCUGUACUGGAACAAUUCCAAUUACACCUCCAAACCUUAUUUGACUGGCAGUCUGAAUUAGACAGACUUAACAUGAAAGCUCAGUUAUUACUAGAAACCUGUGCCGAUUCUCGUGUUAGUAAUGCAAUUAUGCAACUUUCCACCAAAUAUAACGCAAUAUUAUCUAUGGCCAAGGAAAUUAUGCGUAGGUUAGAACUCUAUUAUCAAGAACACCAACAACACAGCGCCCUUUACCAAGAAUGUCAAGACUGGAUAGAUAGAACAAGGGAUAAACUUAACAGCUGUGUAGAAAUACCGAAUAGUUUAUCAGAAAUUAAUAAUAAGCUUCAAGUUGUAAAGAACAUUAGGACAUCAAUCGAACAAGGUCAAAAUAAAUUACGUUAUAUCAACGAACUGAAAGAACGGGUCAUUAUGAAUACGGAACAGUCUGGAGUAGCUAAAAUCCAGGAAGAUACAGAAAACCUCAAAACCGAUAUGGAAAAACUAAUUAACGAUGUUCAAGAAAUCAAAAACAAACUUCAGACUAGAGCCAAUCAACUUGAGGAAGCUCAGAAACUUCUCGGUCAGUUCUUGGAUUGGUUAAAAGACCAAGAGAACCAAAUCCAAUUUGAAGAUCAGUUCUUUAAUGAACUCCCCGAAAAGAAAGCCACGCUUGAAAAAUAUAAGCAAGUUCAAAAAGAGAUCGGUACUCACAACGCGCUCUUGGAAAAAUUGAAAGCGACGGCUAAAGAAAACAAUAGCAUUCCUGAAGAUGAGAUUGAGAGAGUGGUGAAAAGAUUUGAAGAUUUGAAAGACAAACUAAACAAAACUGUAUCAGAUUUGGAGAUUCAAGUGGAAGAGCACGAACAAUAUAAAACAUCGUAUAAUAAAGCUAUAGAUUGGAUCAGAAAACUUCAACUGGAAGUCCAAGCUUGCUCAAAUCUUCAGGACGAAUUACCACAGAUUAUCGAGAAGGAAACCAAAAUUGAACAAAUAUUUAAUACUUUAUCAGAGUGUGAUGAUUUGGUAAAUAAGGUUAUUAAAAUGAGCAUCAACGUCAUGAAAACUACUGGCGAUGAGGGUAAAGAUAUUAUAAGAGAAGAAAUCGAACAACUCAACACUGACUGGGAAGGACUUCAGUACAUUUGCAAUGAAAUAAGAAAAUCUCUAGCUAAAUGCAAAGACGCCUGGAAAGAUUUUAAGGCAAAUUGCGAUGCAACCGAUAAGAAUAUCGCACAGUUCCAAAAGAGUGUGGAAGAAGAACAAAAGCUUGAAAACAAACGACCAGAAGAUCUGGAUAGGUGCAAAAACUUACUUGCUCAAAUCGAAGGAUUAAAACCCGAUUUAGAGAAUCUAGCUGACUCCUGUGAAUUACUCAUGGAACUCAGUGCAGUGGGUUGGGUACGAGACAAGACCGUUCAAUUACAAUCAGCUUACACUAACUUAUUGACAGAUGCACAGAGUUUGGUAUCUAAGGUCGAAAAGAAUUUAUCUGAUCACACGGACUUUAUCAAAGCAAGAGACGAAUUAGAAAACUGGUUAAACUCCAAGCACGCUGUUGUACAAGAUUCUAUAGUAAUCGGCAGUGAAGCAGAAAUGAGAAAUAAAUUGGGAGUUGUCCAGGAUGUUAUAGCAAACUUAGACGAAGGACAAAAAUUGCUAUCUUCACUUCAAGAAGCGUUUUCUAAGGUCAUAAACACUGCUACUUCGGAAAAACAGAAUGAACUACGUGACACCAUGACAACAUUGAGAAAUAGUUGGGACCAACUCAACAUGGACCUUAAAUCUAUCGAAACGCAGCUUAAAGGUGGAUUGUCGCGAUGGGACGAAUAUAAUGAUACUAAGAAGAAAUUAGAAAAGUGGUUAACAGGUGUCGAAAAAACUGUCCGUGCACAACCUAACACAAAAGGAGAAUUAAGCGAAAUAAAGAUAUUUUUAGAAAGAUACAAGAACUUACAUGACGAGAUUUUGAAGAAGCAGGAAGAUUUGAAUCGUCUGAGCAAUGAGGCAAAAGAACUGAACAAUUGGUCUAAGAAUACUGAGGUUAUAGAUCAAGUCCAACAACUGGAGACACGAUUUGAGAAUGUUAAAUCCUCAUGUAAGUCUUUACAAGAUUCAAUUGAGCAGGAACUGGAAGACUACAAUAUAUAUCAGCAAAAAUUGCAAGAAACUGAAAAGUGGCUGUUGCAAGUAUCCUUCCAACUCAUGGCACAUAAUUCUCUUUACAUCACAAACAGAGAACAGACUGAAGAACAAAUUACCCAGCACGAAAUACUCUUGCAAGAAAUUCAAAAAUACCAAUCUGUAAUCGAUGAUGUAAAGGAUAAAGGGCAAAAACAGAUUAAUAAGUACGUUACCACAGCCCCUACAGUAAGGAAUACUAUCGAGAAGCAACUAAAUAACGUACAAGAUAGCUACAAUUCUUUGUUACAAACUGCCUUACAAAUCAAGAACAGACUCGAUGAUUCCCUGGCUAAAUUCAAGCAAUACGAAGAUACGUUGGAGAGCAUCAUGGAGAAUCUGGAUGAAUAUGAACCUAUCGUAAAUGAUGAAUUAGAUAAAUCCAUUGAAAAUCUCAAAGAAGCAAAUGAGUCUUUAGAAACUGCAAAGACUCUUCAUAGUAAGUUACAAACAGAGAAAUCUAGAUUAGCAUUAGCAGUACAAGCUUGUGAAGCCGCCACAGCUUCCAUAAGCAGACCCAGCAGUCCAAGAGAUAGUGUUCCACCUCCAAUUAACAUUAAAGAGUUAGAAUGCAGAGCAAGACUAGAAGACUUAAUCGAUCAGACGCACAAGGAGUCGGCAACUUCAGAAGAAUCUGAUAUCAGGUUGAAAUUGCUUUUGGAUCAACUUGUGAGCAAAAAUUUUGUUUCUAAAUUGGAUACCCAGAUCGAAAAGGUACAAGGACAUCUCAGCUAUUUGACAUCCACUGUGUCCGAAUUUGAAGAGAAAGAAAAACAGAAAUCCGUUCUCAGAGACUGGAUUGAGACACAGAAGGGCAUUGUAAAAGAGUGGAAGAGUCGCCCAAUCAAAUUGCGUGCGGAUGCUGCCAAACAGGAACUGAACAACAUGAACGAACUUCUAGCUACAAUUGGGCAACGCAGGAAUUACCUUACUACUGAUCUCUCCGGGCCUAGUGGACCUGAUGUUGAACUGAACUCUCUGUUGGAUAGUUUAGAAAAAGAAUUACUAUCUGUAAUCGCUGACAAGCAAGAUAAGCAGGGCAUUCUUGACCAAUACAAGCAACAACUUCAGGCAAUCAACAAUUGGUUUGACACUCUCAACAAACGUAUCGAUGCAGUUGAUAAAGGAUCUGGUUUGAAUUGUCAACAAAAACAAAAUGCUAUUAGCAAUAUACAGACAGAAUUCGAUGAGGAAGGUACAAAGAAGUUAACUGAUUUUAAACUGUUAGCAUCAAAAGUCACCGAUAUACUCAACAACCUCGAUUCUCAACAGAUCGAAGAACAAAUAAAAUCAGUUGAUAGACGUUAUAAUGAUAUCGUAAAGAAACUUCAAAGAAAGAACCAAGUUCUAGAGAUGACUAGAAAAGGUAUUGAUGACACUCAAAAUGAAAUUGACGAAGCCCGAAGUUGGGUAAAAGAAAAACUAAACAAUCUGCAGAAUCCCAGACCUUUGAAUUUAGAAAGCGCUAAAGUAGACGAAAGAUUGAACGCUUUAAAAGAUCUUUUGAAAGACGCUGAAAAUAAACUUAUUCUAAAAGACACUAUAUCCAAGAGAAUUAAUAAUUUGUCCAAUGAAUUGGAACUCUCUGAACAUGCUCAGUUGGAAAGCUCUUUGAAGAAUUUGGGAGGUGAACAACAAGUGUUGGUGGAAAAAAUUAAACAAGAAAUUGACAGACUUACAGCUGCAGCUAACGCACGAAGAGACUUUGAAAAUAAUUUGUCUAAAGCAAAGGCAUGGUUGAAGAACAAAAACGCCGAAGUUAGUAAACUCAGUGGCUACCUUCCUCUCCAAGCCAAUCAGGUAGAAAAGGAAAUCGCACAGCACAAAGUAUACGAUCAGCAAAUUAAAGAAUUUAACGAAGGAAAUCUCAACGAGCUUCUCCAACUUGGAAACACCAUUCUCAAAGAUUGCGAUGCAACAGAUCGCGAACGCCUUCAGCAUCUUAUCGAUGAAGUUAAAGACGAAUACAACGUCCUAACCCAGGAAUCUAAACACAAACUGGACGCACUAACCGACUUACUUCAAGGCCGUAAACAAUUUGAAAGUGAUAUUGACAAGUGCGUGAACUGGUUAAAAGAGGCCGAAGUUGCAACAUCUACGGAUAUUAGAAUAACUAGUUUGGAAGUGCUCGAGGAACAGUUAGCCAAAUACGAAAAACUCGUAGAGGAUUCUAAACGAGUGGAAGAUGAUAUUGGAAAGAUUUCAGAACAAGCUAAAGCUAUAUUGCCAACUAUCAGCGAAUCUGAUAAAAUUACGCUUAAAGAAACUUUGAAUAACUUGAAAGAUCGUCACAGCAGAAUCGAUUCUGUGAUUAAAGAAAGAACGGCAGAUUUGAAACGAAACAUUCAGCAAAUUAAAGAUGCUCAAGCUCGUCUAGCUGAAAGUAUAGCGUUUGUGAAGGAAGUUCAGAACCAGUUACACGAUCUAAACAAACCUAUUGGUGCUAGAGUCGAAGAUGUUCAAAACGUACUCUCUGCUUACGAGAGGAUUCUGAAAGAUGUUAAAGCGGAUAGAUCCAAGCUGGGAAACGUUACUGGAGCUAACGCUACUGAACUACAAAGUGUGUUAAAUAUGCAAGACGAACUGAUUAAAUCUAUUGAAGACCAGAUAGCUAAAUUGAAACAGCUUUUACUUUUGAGAGAACAGUAUCUGGCUCUUAUUACGGAAAUAAUGACCUUUAUAACUAAAUAUACUGAAAUCGUAAGAGAUAUCGAAAAGUCUGGAGGAACUAUUGAAGAAAAGAUUAAGAAAUAUGACGAUAUUAUAAUAAAAAUACAGGAAUGCGAGGCAUUACAUGCUGCAGCCACCGAUAAAGGUCUUCAAAUUGCACAGGAUUGUACUGUACAAGACAGAAAUGAGAUAACCGAGCAGUUACAAUCUCUAAAACAGUCUUUAAAUAAUUUGAGAAAGGCUGUUGAGAAACAAAGACAAGAACAUGAAAAUACUGCUGCAGAAUAUAAGAAACUAGCUGCCGAAUUGGAGGAUAUCCUUGACUGGUUGCAUACAAAUGAAAGCACAAUAAAAUCCAGACCUUUAUUGAACAGAGAUGUUGAGAGUGUGCUGAAAGAAAUUCAGAAACACGACGAACUAGCUGCUAAUGUGGAUUUGAAAUUGGAGAAGCUAAGAAAAAUAAAGGAAGAAGUUAAAAACGAUGAGAACUUACCAGGAUCACUUCAGGAACAACUUUCUGAAGCCACUUCUUUGAUCAACUCCCUCCCGAGAGAGUUAGACGAACAAUCAAAAUACCUUGAGGAUAAUAAGAGAUGGAGAGAUGAAUAUAACGCCUUAAAAGAAAAACUAUAUAACUGGGUUAAAGAGGCUCAAAUUCGCUUGGAUGUUCACAAAGACGGAAUUGACUUUGAAAACAUCCUCACUGAUUUGGAAGAGCACAAAAUCUUCUUCAGCACAGAACCCGCAAUGAAAGAACUUGUCUCGCAUUCACUACAACAAGCAGCUGACAAAAUAUGGCCCAGUCUCACGCCUUACGAACAAGAAGAGCUGAGCAGAGAGCAACAGCAUCACACUCAAGUUUUGAAGAACACAUUGAAUUCGGCCAAGUCUCAGAAGGUAUCUCUGGAGCAGAACGCGGAGUUGUGGAAGAAGUAUUUGCAGAGUUUGGAUAAAGUUAAGGCGGUUAUCGCUAGGACAAAAUUCACUGAUGAACCAGUGUCUAAUUUGGCAGGUCUUCAGUUCAACAUCCAGAAAAUCAACCAUGCCUUGAGUGACAUACAGAACCAGCAAGUCGAGCUUGACUUGUUGGAAGGGCGAGUUGCUGAAAUCAGCAAACAGGCUGAUGAUCGCAACAGGAGUGAUAUCGAAGCGCAAUCGAGCCAGGUUACGAAAGAAUGGUCCGAUCUGGUUGCCAACCUAGAAGGACGAAAGGAUAUUUUGGCUAAGUUGGCAGGAGUGUGGGAUACCUUCGAAGGCCAAUCGCAGGCCUUCGAAAGCCUUCUAUCAGGAAUCGAAGAAAGAGCUAAACAUAUCGAUCAAGUAGUGAGAAACAAGGACCACGUACUAACAACCAAAAAGGAUGUUGAGGAUUUGCAAGCGGAGGGUGUGGCAUUGGAAGUGCAAAGAAACCAAGUUACUGAACUGUCAAAGGUAGUACUUACGUUCUUGGAAGAAUGUUCCCCUCCAUCUGCUUCCGUGCUCAAGAAGAAGUUGGAACAAUUAAACCAGUCCUACAAAAAGCUUCUCGAGACCCUGAAGGACAAACGCGAUAAAGUCGAAGAGGACCUGAAGGACAUCGAAGCGGUUCUUCGGGACAUCACGCAAAAGAAGAGCGAACUGGUGGACUUGAAGAGCGACAUCGUCAACUUCUACGUUUUCGACGAGGACAUUGUCCAGACCGAACGAGAACUUUCUAGUCUCGGUCAAAGAGUGAAAAAGGAGACAGCAGACGCGAAAAAGCUCUCCACGGACACCAGAUCCAAGUACCAAGCAGCGCAGAACCUCGUACCGUCCGACGUAGCUGAAGAACUGAACCAAUUGGAAUUGCUUACCGAAUCGAUCAACGCCGCCAUGGAAGACAAGGAGAGAGAAUUCAAGAAGGCGAGGACUAUUCGUACGGAUUACCUCACCGACGUGGAAGAGUUGCAGAACUGGAUUAAGGAAGCGGAGUUGAAGAUCCAAGAUCGAUCGAUACCUCCUCAUCAAUUGCACGAGCAACUUCAACAGAUUCAAGCGGAGAUAGGAGCUAUGGUAGACAAACUGGACAAAGUUACAAGGAAUGGAAAGACUAUCAUCGACAAGUCGAGAAAGCAAGAAGAGAAGGAUAUUGUUCAAAGUACUAUAGACAAUGUUACGGAGCAAAUUAACCAAGUGAAAUCGUGGUUGGAUGAGAAACGCCAGGUUGUUGGAGAGACUUUGGACGCUUGGCAAAGGUUCCUCGCUUUGUACCAACAGGUACUGCAAUGGACUGAAGAAAAGAAAGUUUUCCUUAAGGAACCGCUCAACGUUAGCUCACUGCAAGAUGUGAAACAAAGACUUCAUGAUUAUAACAAUGCUGUUAAAAGCUGUAAAUCAGCUACCAAGAACCUCAGCGAUAUGGUGAAAGAACUUGAAUACAUAUCAACUGUUACGACUGUCGGAGAUUUGCCUCAGAAAAUGGAACACGCCGAAUCUAUUAAGACUGAAGUAGAAGCUCAACUAUUAGAAAGGAAUGCUUUACUGCAAGAAACUUCCGAGGAAUGGGAACAAUGCGAGAAGAAAAUGAAGGAAGUGCGAUCGUGGAUCGAGAAAUCGAAAACAACGUUGGAAUCGGCCCAAAACAAAAAGAAGGCUCUCAGAGACCAACACGCCCUACGCGAGAAAAUGUUGGCAGACAUCCACGUCCAAAAAACUAAAAUAUCGUUAUCCAUUGAAAAAUUACAGCUUCACUUCCGUGCCGGUAUUAACGCAGACACGAAAAUUACCGAACACGUGUCAAACCUGCUCAAGGACUUGGAUGACUUGGAUAGCACCAUCAAGCAACAAGUGAAUCAGAUAGAGAAGGCUAUUACACAAGUUGAAGAGUAUCAGUCGGAAGUUCAACAACUUCGACAACAAAUUGUUCAGGUGGAACAACAGCUUAGAGCCACUAUGGCACCAACUUACAAGCCCCAUGAACGCGAUGAAGCUGCCCGUGACCAAGAGGCACGGAUAGAAGCUUUCCGUCAGAAGAUCACCCUGCUAGUGUCCCACAUCCAUCGCGUGGACCCCUACGCCACCUUAGACAGUUCCUUCUACGAAGCUAGUUACGCAGACAUCGCAGCGGGACGGUCUAUGUCUCAAGAGCGACAGCCCAACCCACCUGGCCACGACAAUCCCGAAAAAAUCGUUCCUGAAGAGGCACUCAAACCCGAAUUUAUUCCCCAUUCCGACAAACCGCUCGUUUCAAUCAAAACUGAAGAGACUGUUGUGAUUAAGAAAUCAAUUCCGGAGAAAAAAGAAGUUUUUAAGGCACCAAAGGAGCCUGUACCGCGUAAAAGUAGAUCGCCAAAAAGAAAGCAGGAAAAGCCUAAAACGAAACAAGUUCCUCCCAAACAACCAGCAAUAAUAUCCAAUGAGCCUGAUACGUCUCAGUCUUUAACAGUUCAAGAAAUAAGACAGAGGUCUAAGAGUCCUAUGUGGGCUCCAGGUAGUACUACGUACGCCGAAGUUCUUAGGAAUCAAAUGCAAAGAAAACUUCUAGAAGAACAACCAGUUAAAUCUGAAGUGGUGUUAGUGAAAUCGGUGCCACAACCAAGGACUGAUAGUAAAAGUGAUAAAGUCGAUGACAAAUUACGGAAAGAAUCUCGUGCUUCGGACCAUAAUAUGACUGAAAAUGUUAUAGUGACAAGUGCAAAGACUGAAGUAGUUACUCCUGUAGAAACCGUUGUUAAUGUAAACGUUUCCAAAGUACGCAAUAAGGAACCAGUUCCAAAAACGGUUCAACACCAUCACCAACAAAGGAACGUUUAUGUCCCUGAAACCGUAUCAGAUAUCCAUGUCGAUCAGAGAUAUCCCGUUCAGCAGGAAAUUCCACCUGCCGUAGUGCAGUAUCCUCAGCACGAUAACCAAUUCGUUCUGCAAUCCUCCACGCCUGCUUGGAAUCAGUACCAACAGGCCCACUACGAUGUGCAAUCCAACUAUAAUACGAUACCCGGGUAUUAUCCUCCCGCAAUUAUACAACAACAACCAAAUAUCUUAGAAUAUAUCCAGCCAAUACCGACAAACUUUAUUGCCUCAGGACAGCAACUGAUGAGUUCUGGCCUGGGGACGUAUACAAGUAUGCCGACUAAUUAUUCACACGGACAAUCAUUUACCCCCCAACCAUACGGAUAUGUGGAUAAUCAGAGAAAUGUUAUUACUGAAUUAGAAGUACCACAAAUUUCCGAACCAGAAGUUUAUUCACAAGACACUGUGACAAAUGUUGAAACUGUAGAAGCUAUAGUUAAAGCUGACAGUGACACAUUAAAGCCGUUAGAAAUUAAAGAAGCCGAAGUUGUAGAGGUGUCUCAGGAGGUGGUUGAUACACCCGAACUCGCGACCUCCCCUACAGCUUCGCAUUACUCAUACGCCCAGGUUUUGUUGCAAGGCUUGCCUGACAAACCUGUCCAGCCAUCCAGUAUAGCAUCAAGCCAAGCUUCAAACGAGCGAGAUGCUUCCAGACAUAUAUCUCCGAGACCUGGAUACGGUUCCACGUCUCAGGACGAAACGCUGUCUCAUUCGAGGGAGCAAACUUAUCGUAGACAAAGAAAAACACCUCCCAAUUGGGAGAGGACUAAUACUUUAUCGAAUCAAGAGAAUAAAUCUAGUCAUAGAAAUAAACGAACUAAACACGAUGUUGAUCGUCCUCAACAGUUCUCUUAUCAUGGAGAGCCUAGUGAGAAAUUAGGUGAUAAGAGGUCUGUUGAUAGUCCGUAUCAUGAAGACUUACAUGUACAUAGUGAUAUAGAAAACGCGUCCCAAUAUACAGAUAAGAAGUUAAAUAGAUUAGUAGGUGAAAGAACUGAAAAAUUAUCGAAUGAUAUUAGAAAAGUAGAAACAAAUACUCAGUUAAGGCCAGAUCAAAAACCUAAGUCACACAAGAAAAAUAAACAACCUAAGGUAAAUAAAAUAGAUAAAAAACCCGAAAUCGGUUUUGCAGUUCUUGAAAAUUUGAAUGAAAAUAAUGAAGAGACACCAACUCUCGUUGUUGAACAAAUAUCUGAAGAACAGAAGAAUAUUUCAAGUUCAAUAGCAAAACAUGAAGAAAAUGAUCAUACAAAAACAAAUAAAAGCAGUAAGAAGAAACAUAAACAAAGCUCAAAGACUGUUAGUGAAAGUGAGACAAACAAUGAUAAUACUGUGGAAGAUAAUAACGAUACCAUUGAUAUAACUGUUAUAACAGAUCAGUCUGAAAAUAGCAAAUCAAAAAAGAGGAAGCACAAAAAGAAGCAGAAAAGUAUAGAGUCCAUUACAGUUUUUACUGAAACAAAAAUAAAAACUCAUGAACAAAUAACAGGCGAAGACAAGCGUGAACCGCCUGAAACUAAAAAAUCAAAGAAAAAGAAACAGAAACAAAGUACUGAUAAACAAGAGGACGAAUUAAAGUCAGAAUCCGCUGAGCAGGAAAUUUCAAAUGAUUCUGAUACAAACAAAUCCAAAAAGAAGAAAAAGAAGAAGCAGCAGAACAAAGAAACUAAUGACACUGAUGAUGUUACUGAGGUUGCGAUAGCAAUAGAUGACAAAUUAAGCUCAGCUCCUCAAAAUGAAACAUCAAAUGAUUCCGAAACUAAUGUAAUAUCUAAAAAGAAGAAAAAGAAGAAGCAACAGGAUGAAGAAACUAAAGACACAAAUGUUGUUAGUGUGUUUGAGAAACCAGCAGAUGAAAAAUUAAGUUUAGAAACUCCUCAACAUGAAAUAUUAAAUGAUUCCGAAACUAAUAAGUCUAAAAAGAAGAAAAAGAAGAAUCAACAGGCCAAAAAAACUGGUGACAAUACUGUUAGUACGCUUGAAAUAACAACAGAUGACAAAUUGAUCUCGGAAACUCUUCAACAUGAAGUAUCAAACUAUUCCGAAACAAAUAAGUCUAAAAAGAAGAAUAAGAAAAAGCAUCAGAAUAAAGAACCUAAUGAUAACAAUAUUGUUAGUGCGCUUGAAAUAAUAGCAGAUGACAGAUUGAACUCAGAAACUCAAAGUGAAAUAUCUAAUGACUCCGAAAUAAAUAAGACCAAAAAGAAGAAACAGAAGAAGCAGCAGGAUAAAGGAAUUACUGAUACUAGUACGAUUGAAAUAACAGCUGAUGAUAAAUUGAGCUCAGAAACUCCUCAACCUCAAAUAUCAAAUGAGUCCGAAACUAAUAAACCUAAAAAGCAGGAAAAGAAGAAAAAGCAGGCUGAUAUAACAACAGGUGACACAUUAAAUUCAGAAGCUCCUCAACAUGAAAUAUCAGACGAUUCUAAAACUAAUAAAUCUAAAAAGAAUGAAAAGAAGAACCAGAAAGACAAGGAAACUAAUGAUAACAGUGUUCUUAAUCAGUUUGAUAUAAAAACAGAGUCCACAUCAAUUUCAAUACAAGAAACUUCACUCGCUGAAGAGACUCAGACUAAAAAAUCAAAUAAAAAGAAACAUAAUAAAAAGUCAACUACACAACUUGUCGAAGAUAAGACAUCAGAAAGUUCAGUAAGUAUUCAAGAACAUGAUAUUAUUGUAGAACCGCAAGUCGUUGAGCAAACAACAUUAGAACAUAUUGAAACAGACAGUAAUUCUGUGCCAAAAGACAAAAUCAAUGCUAAUUCCGAAGAACUUAUUAAAGAGGAGACAAGUACUGCUUCUGUAUUAACUGAGAUUAACGAAGUAGUAAAUUAUACAGAUGUGUUACUAGAUGUAGUAAAACCAGAAGAGUAUCAUACUGAAUUUGUUCCUAUAAAUGAAGAAAUACAAGAAAAAUCUGUAAGUAUACCAGAUAUCUCAUUUGAUGUAUCCAUUCCUAACAAAGUCCAAGAAAAUAUAUCUGAAAAUGUGCCAUCAAAUACUCAAGAUGAAACAGUACCAAUUAAGGUAAAGUCUGAUGCGGUAGAAUCUGUACAGUACCAGUCAACACAAAUUUCUGAAGUUAUUAGUCAUGCCAAAACAUUAAUUGCUGAAACAAAUCGAUGUAUACUUGAAGAAAUUGCCGCUCUGGAAAAGUCUCAAACGAAAAGAACUGAGCAGAAUAUAGAAAUAGAGGAACCCAAAGGAGUCCAAGAAUUUUUAAAUAAUGAAAUAUUAAUAGAAGAAGGAAUUCAAAAUACCUAUCCAGAUGUGGCUCAAACAACAGAACAAAAUGUUGAUGAAACCGAUAAAGAUCAUCUUGUCGAAAUUCAAGAAAGUUUAACACAAUCUUUGAUAGACACAGAAAAGUCGUUUACAGAGAAAAUUUUAAACGAACAAACCACAAGUCAAACAGAAUCUGCAAAUGUAGACCUAGCAGAAGGUAAAAUACACCAAAAAGAAGAAAUAACGACAGAGAAAAGUGAAGAAGAUGUUGGAAAGAAAUCAGUUGAUAAUAUUCAAACUACAAAUGACAUACUUCAAGAAACUAGUCCAGCUAUUAUUGAAGAAGUAAAAGAUUUUGUUGAAGAAUCUCCUGAAACAAAUAUAAUUGAGAAAGAAACAAUAUCUCAAAGUUUAGACUCAUCAAGUUGUUCUCCUGAAAAAAUAGAUGUACAGAAAACCGUUGAAUCUAUUCAAGAGAGAAAUAAAGUUUUUGAAAACGUAUUGAUAGAUAAAAACAUGAAUAUCGCAACUGAGACACUUGUACAAAACGUACAAGAGCAACCAAGUACUUUGAAAGAUGAAAACUUUGAGAACAAACCAGCUGGUGAUCUUACUAGACCCACUGAAAGUGAUAUAAUAAAUAAAAAAUCACUAACUAAACAACUUGAUGUGGUAAACUUAACGCAAUCGUUUAUUGAAACCGAAGUCAAUGUAAUUAACACUACUGGAGAUAAUGAAAAACAAGAAAGUGAAAUUGCGUUAUUCAAGGAUUACGAAUCAACUAUAACUUAUUCUGCUGAAAGUAUAACUGCUACUGAACCAUCAGAAACUAUAAUUAAGAAGUUACCUGACGGCGACGUCCCAGAAAAGGAGAAACCAAAAUCUGACAUUGAUAAGAGCACUACCUCGAAAAAGAAAAAUAAGAAGAAAAAUAAAAACAACAACGAAGUGUCAGAGAAAGAAAACAAACAAAUUAAUACUGAAAAAGUAUCAAAAACCAUAUCGAAAUCAGAAAAAGUGACCAUAAGUACAACAACUGAAACAGAAGAUCAUUCAUUAACUUCUAAAGUUAACGGUGUUUCUCAUUACAAUACCGAACCUAUAAAAGACGAAAAUAAGGUCUGUAUUGAUGUGGAAAGAAAGGAGGGUCUUGAACUGAAGCCAACUAAUAAAAUAGUACUUAUAACCCAUGAAGAAGUCAAAAUGAAACCUGUUGUGACCGUAAAAAUGGAAUUUCCUGAUGUGGAACUUAAAACUGCUAGUGAGAAAAUUCUAAUUAAUGAACUAAUUAGUCGAGAAGAGAAUAUUGAAAAACAACGCUUUGAAGAAGUAAUUCUUAAAGUUCCUGAUGCUGAACAGACUGUUCAAACGAUAGUUCAAGAAGAAAGUGCAGACAUAGCAAAGGAAGCUCUUGAGAAAGAUGAAAAAUACGUAGGUAAAGAACCGAGCCAAGAAAUAAUUUUCUCGCAUCCUCUGUUAGAAAGUUGCAUAGAAACAACCAUAAAAAAUCAGACAUCAGUUAUUACUACAUCAGAAAGUAUAAAAGAAAAUACAGUAAAUAAACAAGAGAAAGAAAUAAGGGACGUAGUAUAUCCAUCUCCUGAAAAUUUAGUUGAAACGGUUGUUCAGAAAAGUGUAGUUGCUCCGGAAAUUGAUGAAUUUAUAGAGAAUGAACGUAAUGCAAGUGAAAAAAUUCUAAGUAAUGAACUGAUUAAUCGAGAAGAGAGCAUUGAAAAACAUCACUUUGAAGAAGUCAUUCUUAAAGCUCCUGAUGCUGAACAGACUGUUCAAACGACAGUUCAUGAAGAAAGUGCAGAUACAGCGCAGGAAGCUCUUCAAAAAGAUGAAAAAUACGUAGGCAAAGAGUUGAGCGAUGAAAUCAUUUCUUCGCAUCCUCUGUUAGAAAGUUGCAUAGAAACAACAAUAAAAAAUCAGACAUCAGUUAUUACUACAUCAGAAACUAUAGAAGAAAAUACAGUAAAUAAACAAGAGAAAGAAAUAAGGGAUGUAGUAUAUCCAUCUGCUGAAAUUUUAGUUGAAACGGUUGUUCAGAAAAGUGUAGCUGCUCCGCAUAUUGAUGAAUUUCUAGAGAAUGAACGAAAUACAAGUGAAAAAGUUCUAAGUAAUGAACUGAUUAAUCGAGAAGAUAACAUUGAAAAACAUCGCUUUGAAGAAGUCAUUCUUAAAGCUCUUGAUGCUGAACAGACUGUUCAAACGACAAUUCAUGAAGAAAGUGCAGACAUAGCGCAGGAAGCUCUUCAGAAAGAUGAAAAAUAUGUAGGUAAAGAAUUAAGUGAAGAAAUAAUUUCUUCGCAUCCUCUGUUAGAAAGUUGCAUAGAAACAACAAUAAAAAAUCAUACAUCAGUUAUUACUACAUCAGAAAGUAUAGAAGAAAAUACAGUAAAUAAACAAGAGAAAGAAAUCAGGGAUGUGGUAUAUCCAUCUCCUGAUAUUUUAGUUGAAACGGUUGUCCAGAAAAGUGUAGUUGCUCCGCAGAUUGGUGAAUUUUUAGAGAACGAACGUAAGGUCGAAAUAUCACAUGGUUUAAUUCAGGAGGCAAAUGAAAAAUGUUCGAGAACGAAUGGGUAUCAUGAAGGUAAAGAUACAGACAAGAAGAUCGAAGAAAUCAUAGAAAUUGAAGAGGCUAUAUUUGGUUCGGUCAAAGACCGCCAUCAAAAUAAGGACAAAAAGAAGAAGAAACUGACAAGUAACCUCGAAACAGACAUUAGUGAAAAGUCGAAAAGACACGGCAUACCUUUGGAAUUGUUGCUGGAAACACCUGACACCGAAGUGUCAUCCUCGUGCUCAAGUCAGCUGACAGAAACUUUGACGUUGUCACGCGUCAACUCUGUCGUUGACACUGAAAUUCAGGACGUUCAACAAGUAAUGGAUAUUUUGGCAAAACAUGAAAGCAAAACGAAACAGGAAUCUACGUCUGAAAUAAAUACUCCAACCGGAGAUGUUUUAUCUAAUAAGAAUGAAUUAGUAUGUAAGGAAACACCAACAGGUAAAGAAAUUACACAUGAAUCAGUUGAAAUUGUGUCUGAUAACAUAUCGGUUAAGGAAACUAGUGACAAUGUAGAACAGAUAUCGAGUAAUAGUGUGCAAAUUCCGAGUAAACCGCUUAUUCUUGAUAUUCAAAAAGAAACUAAAGACUUAAAACAAGGUAUUCCUUCUCCUGACACACCAUUGCCUGAUAUCGAUUACCUUCAACCCGAAUUGAGCCCGUUUGAAAUUAAACCCAAAUCAACAAAUAUUGAGGAAAAUAUAGGUGAUGUUUUAAGCUUCCUUAAAGCCGAAACAUUAUCAAAAUAUCAACCAGAUUUAAAUAAUGUAGUAAUAUCCGAAACUAAAUCUUCUGCCAAUGAACACGAUGCUACAAAUAAUGAACACUAUUUGCCUCAAUUAUCUAAUGAGUUCGAAUCAUUUUUAGAACAAGAUCCUGAAAAACGUAGUAAGAAAAAGUCUAAAAAUAAAAAGAAAAAAUCUGUGUCAUUUGAAGCGGAACCUCAGAUUAUCAAUCUACCCGAAGAAAAGUAUUUAGAAGCUGAACCUACGAAAACAUCAGAAGAUGCAGAACUAGCUAGUGAGUUUGUGUUUGUUCCAACCCCACCAGAGUAUUUAGCUUCCUCCGCUGAAAGCGAUGACAUACCGGUCAAAAGUGAGAUAAUAACUACCGAUUUAGACGAACCUGAUGACGGACAAUGGGAGAAAAUUGAGAUUCCUACCUCUCCUGAUAAAACGGUUCAGUCUAGUUAUUUCGAAAUUGUGGAUAAUCGUGUAGUUGAAACAAAAGAAACAAAAGUAGAUUAUGCGGGGUUACCGAUCAGCCAAAAAACUGAAGAACUUUUAGAUGUUUUAGAUGAACCCAUUGUAUUAUCGGAUGAUGAUGGCGAUAAAACUACAGAACAGCCUGAGACACCUGAAGCAGACAUAUUAUUAUCUCCAGAACCUUCAAAGACGGUAUCAGAACAUAUUUUAUCGCAGGAGAAAUCAAAGAAAAAGAAACAUAAGAAAGAUAAAAAUAAGCCAGAAAAAGCUCAAAUUGUCAAUGCUGAGCCUAAAAAGGAAUAUACAGAUAAAUUUGAGACCAGUAUUGAAAAUACAGUUAAAGAUGAAAUAAUACAACAAACCUCUGUCAUAUCAAAACAUGAAGAAGAAUUUAAAACAGAACAGAUUGUUACUAUUGAGACAGAUACUACAAAAAGUAAGUCAGAAAAGAAGAAAAAGAACAAAAAGAAAAAGUCUCAAAAAACGGAAGAAGUUAGUGUAGAAAAUGAAACAUUACAGGAUGAGUUACCAAUUUCUGGCUCCGAACAACCGCUUGUAGAUCUAAUAAGUACUGAACCUUCUAUUGAUACUGUAAUUGAUCUAAAAUCGGAUGAAAUAAUUGUAGAAAUUAUUGACGAACAACCAGACUGGCAAACGGCUAAAGAACUGAUAAUAGAUGAGCCAGACCAAAGUCCCAGCUUUGAGAAAUCUGAAAUAUUAGAUGCGAUUUUGGAUCAAGAUACGGUAAUUAAAAAAGACAAACCUUUCGACAAGCUUUUGGAAGUGGAAGCUUUAAUAGACCAACAUGUGGAUUUGGCGACUGAAUGUGAAAAGAAUUUAGAACGUUGGCCAAGCGUAGAAGAUCUGAAAUCUAAUGACGAAAUUGCUCCUGUGGAAAGAGAAGAUUUUACUGAUGAUAACUUACUAGCCGACGAAGUGAGUAAGAAAGAAGAGGAAAAUGAAACUAAACAUAAAAAACGACAUCGUAAAAAGAAAAAUAAGGAGAUUGUAAAAGCGAAAAGUACUGAACCAACAGAACAAAAGGCAGUAAGUCCGGAAGUUACAGAGAGACCAAUGAAUAAACUUUUAAGAAGUUUUGCUAGUGUUGUCGGAUCUACCGAUCAUUCCACUGAAUUUACAGUUACUAAUACUGAAACAGCAGAAAUUAAUGUAGAAUUUGAUAAAUCACCACAACCAGUCAUUGAUAUUCCUAAAGAAAUUGUAGUGGAAGAAACUGAAAUACAGAAACCAGUCACCGAUCAACAACCUUCCGAACUUGACAAAUCAAAAAAGAGAAAGCAUAAGAAAAAGAAUCAAAAGCACCAUGAAAUUGAAAAUGAACAUUUUGCCGAAACAUUAGAACAACAGACAACUAAUGAACCAUCUUCAGAUAUAAAUACGACCUUUUUGGAUUCUGAAAAACUUCAUGUUGAGGUAUCAGCAGAACAACCAACUCAUGAAUUAUCUAAGGAUAUAAAUACGGCGUUUUUGGUUAAUGAAAAACUUGUCACUGAUACGACUAAGAGCUGGGCCUCAAUUGUUAGCUCAAAGUCGGCUGAAAGACCUGUUGAACAAAAUUUUGCAAAUGAAACAGAGGAUAAGGAAACUGUUCCUGCAAAUGAGGAAAUUGAAAUUUUAGAGAUACCUCACGCAACAAUAAAGGAAAAUGAAAAGAUAGAAUUAACCAAUUUAGAGUCUUCUGAUGUCCAUAAACUAACUGACAGUAUUGAAGAACCUUUGAAGCCAAAAAAAUCGAAGAAAAAGAAAAAGAAAAAUGUAGAAGAAAAUCUAGAUCAUAAAGAGGAAAUCGAUAACGUUGUACACGAUAUUGAAAAUAUACAAACAAUCGUUGAAAAUGCUUCUGAGAUAGAGCACCAAACAAAGGGAGAUAAAAAAUUGAGAAGAUGGGCCAGUAUAGUAGGAUCUAAAGCUCACGAUGAUAUUCACGAAGACUAUGAGGACAUAGUUACAAGGCCGGAAGAAUUUGUUGAAACUGAAAUCGAUUUUAAUGAGAACGUAUCACAAGAACCAGUUACCGAUAUUGCAUUUGAAAAAUUGUCAUUUGAACCAACUAUUGAUGUUGAAACUCUGAAAUCAGAAGUUCCUGAAGAAGAACCUAUUGAAAAUCAGCGCAGUGAAUUGAAGAGAUGGGCAAGCAUAGUAGGUUCAAAAUCAAAAGAGAUUCCUCAGACAUCCGAAGAUACUUUUGAAAAAACGAUUACACACUCUCAAAAGCUUCAAAUUGUCGAAGUUCCAAUUAUCAACAAUAAAUUUAAUAAAAAUCAGAAGAAAUCUAAGAAACGCGUUACUGAAGACUUGAAUCUGGGAAGCGAGGAGGUCAGUGAAAGUGAUAUUAAAGAAAUUGAGAUUGUUUCAACACCUACUAUUGAGUCUAUUCAGUCUCAGGAUUCAGAUAAACCAGAUUCGAGCCAAGAUGAAUCAGUAUCAGAGAAAAAGAAAUCGAAAAAGAAGAAGCACAAAAAGAAACAUAACGAAGAAAAGGAUAAAACACCCGUUUUUACGAUCACCGAAGAAAUUCUAAUAAUUCCGGAACAUGAGGAAAAAUUGGUCAAACAUGAAACACAGAGUAAACAGAAAAAGAAGAAGAAAGACAAAAAGGGAAUAAAAGCAGAAAUAGUUACAGAAAAUCUAGUUAUCGAAGAAGAUGUAACUCACACUGAAACAAUUAAGGAACAAGAAAUACCUGAAAUAGUUUUAAAAGAAACCUUUGAAAACCAAAAUGUAGAAACUGUUACUAUUGAAGAUGAGAAAGAUUUCAAUCAAUCUUCAGAGCUUCAGAAAGAAAUCCAUACAGUGGGACAACAUAUAUUAAAAGAACCUAAUGUAAUAGAAAAGAAAGUUGAAUAUCGAGGACUCCCGAUCGACGCAUCAUCUUCAGCUUUUAUUGAUGUUUUGGACGAACCACCAGUAUUUUCUGAUGAAGAAACCGACGAAAUAAGGAAAACGCUUGUAGACACAGUUUCAGAAAUAAUACCAGAAACGUCUAUUGACACAUCUUCAACCUUAGUUGAUAUCUCGAACGAGCCAUGUUUGGACUCAGUUAACGAAGAUUCUGAACAUAAUUUACAGAAAAUUGAGGCAACAAAUGUUGAGGAGGUAUCAAGUGCACUAACAGAGUCAACAAAUAUAAUUGAAGAGGUAGAAUUCACUAACGAAACUGCUUCAUCAUUUAAUGUUAUUUUGGAUGAAUCUUUAAAUAAAGAUGCAGAUGUACCUGAAGGAACGCCUGUAGAAGAAGUUUCAGAAACAGUACUUGAAACUCCUGUUACAGAAACGAUAACUGAAAAUAAAGGAUUAGCACUUGAAGAAACUAUAACAGUAUCUGAUUACGAGGAAAAUCCGUAUACAAAUAUUUCUGAAAAUGAACAAUCUCAAACAAUUUUACAAAAGUCAUCAGUUGAAACCGAACGUAUUACUUCAGAACCCAUUUUAGACACCUUUUCAACUCUACCAGAAGAAGCAUCAACUAAACCAGAUCUUAUUAUUGAAAUGAAACCAGAAAGAACUCACUGGUCAUGGGAAGAUGGGUAUAAAACUAUAAAAGAAUCUCCAUUGGAUCAAAUAUUUGAUGUACUAACGUCUCAAAAUAUUUCCGAGAUUGCCAACAAUGAAGGAAAUGAUGAUAUUCAGACAACUGUAACAGAUCAAACUCCACCUAGUAUCUCAGAAACUAAAUUUAACUCUGAAGUAUCGGAAAAUAUUCCUGAAUCUCCUCUGUGGGACUGGGAAGAUGGUUUUAAAACCAAUAAAACAGAAAUAAUAGAAACUGAACCCGCUCCAGCCAUUAAAGAACCCCUUGAUAUUCAAACUGAUAAAGUAAUAGAAAAGGAAAAUGGUACUUCUAUUGAUGUACUGACUGAAGUACUUAUUAAAAAUACAACUAUUCAAUCCACAGUUGAAGAAGAGAAAACAGGGGAUAUACAGAAAGAUGAAAAGCCUUGUACUAAACAUUUGGAAGAAGAGCAAUUAGUAACAACCUUAAAAGACGAACUUUAUAAAGAUAUAGAUAGUUUCCAAUCAGUUACAUACAAUUUGAAAUACUUAGUUGAAGAAGAACAUCACUGGCAUGAGCAACAAAUAACAGAACACCAAAAUAUCAAACAAGAAGAGAUUGUAAAACUUGUAGAAUCUAUACCAGAAAAACAAUUUACUUCAGUUGAAGAGAAGGUUUUAAGUGCGCCUGUAGUAGUACCUGAAGAAAAUAUUACCCAAAAUAUAUUUAGGGAAAUAAACGAAUAUGCUUGGUUUAACUAUAACUUAAAAUACCUACUAGAGCAAGAACAUAUUUGGUAUGAACAAAAAGCAAGAGAAAAUAAAGUUAUAACUGUGCCUAAUGAACCUGAUACAAAUAAACUCGAUCAGCCAUCCGUAUUGGAAGAAUCAAUUACUGAUUCAAAACCCAUUGAAGAAUUAAUUCGGAAAGAAAUAAAUGACUAUAAGUCGGUUGCAUAUAAUUUAGAAUACUUGCUUGAGCAAGAACAAUUAUGGUAUGAAGAAAAGACAACCUCUAAGGAGUCUCAAAUUAUUCCAGUUUCGGAACAAGCAAAUGACAAAGAGGAUGAACAAAAAGAAAAGGCUAUAGUUGAACAAGUUAAAGAAAGUGAAAAAUCUGUUACUGUAGAGCAGAAAACUGAAGAACUCAAUAUAUUUAAACCGCCAAUUGUAACGGAAAAUAAAGUUGAUUACAAAGGUUUACCUAUAGACGAAAGUUCGUCCGAUUUUCUCGAUAUUCUUGAUGAACCUCCUGUAUUUUCUGAUGAGGAAGACGAAAAGAAGGAUGAGGUUAUAUUUGAACAAGAUAAAGGAAAUGAAGCACCUACUAUUUUAGAACAGAAAAUUGAGGAACCCGAAGUAGCUCCGCAACCUAUUAUAACAGAGAAGAAAGUCGAAUACAAAGGUUUACCCAUAGAUGAAAGUUCUGCAGAUUUUCUGGAUAUACUUGAUGAACCUCCUGUAUUUUCUGAUGAGGAAGACGAGCAAAAGGCUAUAGUUGAGCAAGAUAAAGAAACUCAAACACCCACUAUAAUAGAACAGAAAAUUGAGGAACCCGAAGUAGUUCCGCAACCUAUUAUAACAGAGAAGAAAGUCGAAUACAAAGGUUUACCUAUAGAUGAAAGUUCUGCAGACUUUCUGGAUAUACUUGAUGAACCUCCUGUAUUUCCUGAUGAGGAAGACGAGCAAAAGGAUGUGGCUAUAGUUGAGCAAGAUAAAGAAAGUCAAACACUUACUAUAGUAGAGAAGAAAAUUGAGGAAUCCGAAAUAGUUCCGCAACCUAUUAUAACAGAGAAAAAAGUCGAAUACAAAGGUUUACCUAUAGAUGAAAGUUCUGCAGAUUUUCUGGAUAUUCUUGAUGAACCUCCUGUAUUUUCUGAUGAGGAAGACGAGCAAAAGGAUGAGGCUAUAGUUCAGCAAGAUAAAGAAAGUCAAACACCCACUAUAGUAGAGCAGAAAAUUGAGGAACCCCAAGUAGUUCCGCAACCUAUUAUAACAGAGAAGAAAGUCGAAUACAAAGGUUUACCUAUAGAUGAAAGUUCUGCAGAUUUUCUGGAUAUACUUGAUGAACCUCCUGUAUUUUCUGAUCAAGAAGACGAGCAAAAGGAUGAGGCUAUAGUUGAGCAAGAUAAAGAAAGUCAAACACCUACUAUCGUAGAGCAGAAAAUUGAGGAACCCAAAGUAGUUCCGCAACCUAUUAUAACAGACAAGAAAGUCGAAUACAAAGGUUUACCUAUAGAUGAAAGUUCUGCAGAUUUUCUGGAUAUUCUUGAUGAACCUCCUGUAUUUUCUGAUGAGGAAGACGAACAAAAGGGUGAGGCUAUAAUUGAGCAAGAUAAAGAAAGUCAAACACCUACUAUAGUAGAGCAGAAAAUUGAGGAACCCGAAGUAGUUCCUAUUAUAACAGAGAAGAAAGUCGAAUACAAAGGUUUACCUAUAGAUGAAAGUUCUGCAGAUUUUCUUGAUAUUCUUGAUGAACCACCUGUAUUUUCCGAUGAGGAAGAAGAGCAAAAAGAUGAGGCUAUAGUUGAGCAAGGUAAAGAAAGUGCAACACCAAUUAUUGUAGAACAGAAAGUUGAGGAGCCCGAAAAAGUUGAACUUAUUUUGACACAGAAGAAAGUUGAAUACAAAGGUUUACCUAUUGACGAAAGUUCUGCAGAUUUUCUUGAUAUUCUUGAUGAACCACCUGUAUUUUCUGAUGAGGAAGACGAGAACAAAGGUGAGAUUAUAGUGGAACAAGACAAAGAAACUGAAACAUCUACUAAUGUGGAACAGAAAAUUGAGGAAAGCGAAAAAGUUCAGCAAACUAUUUUAACAGAGAAGAAACUUGAAUACAAAGGUUUACCUAUUGACGAAAGUUCUGCAGAUUUUAUUGAUAUUCUUGAUGAACCUCCUGUAUUUUCUGAUGAGGAAGAAGAGCAAAAAGAUGAGGUUAUAGUUGAGCAAGGUAAAGAAAGUGCAACACCUAUUAUUGUAGAACAGAAAGUUGAGGAGCCCGAAAAAGUUCAGGAACUUAUUUUAACACAGAAGAAAGUUGAAUACAAAGGUUUACCUAUUGACGAAAGUUCUGCAGAUUUUCUUGAUAUUCUUGAUGAACCACCUGUAUUUUCUGACGAGGAAGAUGAGAACAAAGGUGAGAUUAUAGUGGAACAAGACAAAGAAACUGAAACAUCUACUAAUGUGGAACAGAAAAUUGAGGCAAGCGAAAAAGUUCAGCAAACUAUUUUAACAGAGAAGAAAGUUGAAUACAAAGGUUUACCUAUAGAUGAAAGUUCUGCAGACUUUCUUGAUAUUCUUGAUGAACCUCCUGUAUUUUCUGAUGAGGAAGAAGAGCAAAAAGAUGAGGUUAUAGUUGAGCAAGGUAAAGAAAGUGCAACACCUAUUAUUGUAGAACAGAAAGUUGAGGAACCCGAAAAAGUUCAGGAACUUAUUUUAACACAGAAGAAAGUUGAAUACAAAGGUUUACCUAUUGACGAGAGUUCUGCAGAUUUUCUUGAUAUUCUUGAUAAUUCUCCUGUAUUUUCUGACGAGGAAGACGAGGCAAAAGAUGAGGCUAUAAUUGAGCAAAAUAAAGAAAGUGAAACACCUAUUAUAGAGCAAAAACUUGAGGAAGUCGAAAAUGUUCAGCAACAUAUUUUAACAGUAAAGAAAGUUGAAUACAAAGGUUUGCCUAUAGAUGAAAAUUCCUCAGAUUUUAUCAAUAUUCUCGAUGAACCUCCUGUAUUUUCUGAUGAGGAAAUCGAAGAAAAAGAUGAGCUUAUAGUUGAACAAGACAAAGAAAGUCAAAAACCUGCAAAAGAAAUGCCUCUUGGUGACUCUACUGCGGUGUUUGAGGAUAAUCUAGACCAACAACUAAAAGUUUCUGAUGAAGACCAACAGUUAAAUACUGUAACUACAACUGACACAACUGAAACAAAAUAUUCCCCGCUAUCACCCAAUUCUCCCGAAUUUGUCCCUAAAGUUGCACAAACAUUGCCCGACCUCAAAAGUUCAUCCACAAUGUUUAUAACGGAAGAAACCCGCGAGAGCAACAUUCUCCACGCGCCUGCCUCCGAAUUUGAAAAAUUCGUCGAAACAGCGACCGAAUUCGUUCCAAAAUCUACGUUGUCUACAGAAGCAAACGAAUUUGUGCCCAGGUCCGAGCUAUCGAGAUUAAAUCCAGAUGCCGCUGAAUUUGUUCCUACAACUGAACAAAGUUCCGUUAGUCAGCCCUAUACUUAUCAACUUCAAUAUCACGUUCAAGAACCGGCUUGGGAGUAUAGUAAAGUUGUCUAUGACUUGGUUGAAGACGAUUCAAAUUAUGAAAUUCCAGUAGAUCAUGCUAGUACAAUGUGGGUUAAUGAAAUGUUGCAGGAACCACAUGAAACGUUAAAGCCUGCUGAAAAUAAAAGGAAAAACAGCUUUAACAGAGAAGAAAAAGAGAGGCUAAACUUGCUGCCUAAAAACGUAGUUUCAGAAAUACAGACUAGCAGUACUACUGAUAUACCAGUAACAAAUACCGUGUGUUACACUGCAGAAAAGUUAGAAAUUAAACAUGAACCCAGAGUAAUAAAAACCACAACCCCAGAAAAGUCUCCUUCACCACAAAAAUCCCCUCCACCAGAGCAACUCGCUCCAGCAGAAAAAGCUGCUCCAUUAGAAGAAUUCACUUUAUCAGCACCGAUUGUAUCAGAAGAGAUUGAAGAGCCUAAGUUACAAACAGAACCUGAAAGACCAAGUGUACAAACUGAGGAUGAUAUUAAUACAGAACAUACUGAGAUAGUUACCGAUGAAGUAACAAAUGUUUGGCAGACUAUGAAAUUAAGUGGAAAAUCAUAUGCUGAUGUGGUAGCUGCAGGAGUUGCUGCUGAUGAUAAGCUACGAGAUAGAUCAAGCUCAAGUCAUCGUCAUACUUCCGUAAAGGAAGUACAGCCAAAAAAGAUUGAAAUAAAAGUGGAAGAAGUCGACGAAGAGUCAGUUAAACAAGAUGCACAACCAAAUACAGAAGGAUUUAUUGAGGUACCUAAAAAGAACAAAAGGUCUAGGUCAAAACAAAAGCCUGAGGAUCUUUCAUCACAAUUACAAUUAAAGGUAGAUCAUGAUGACGUACAAAAGCCUGUCGAGGAUACAGAAACAAAAUCCUUAAAAAGCCCUAGAAAAUCUAGAAGGAGAAACAAGUCACCUAAAGUCCCAAUAUCUCAAGAAAGUAGUGAUGUUAUUAUAUCUCAAGAGAUUGCGGAACUAAAACAAGAAAAUGAGGAUACUACCCCACAGUCUGCAAUCGAAGAUACUGAAACACUAAAACCAUUAGACCCAGUUGGUAUUACUUGGGCCAAAGUAGCAGCAACUAGCAGAGAUAAUUCUCCCUUACCUAAACAAGUAAGUGAACAUAAACCUGAAAAACUUCAUGAAUCUGCUAAUAUUAAAGAAACUAUUCAACAUGAAGACAGUACAAAACAAGCAGAUUUAGCAGAGCUAGAAGAAAUUGAAAAUAACGAUGAAAACACUAUUAAGGCGCCUCAGACUGAACAAGCAAGUGAAGUUGAAAUUGUUAGUGAGAAAGUUAGAACAGUAAUAGAAACAACAGAGGACCUGCAUGAAAUCAACACAACUGAUGGAAAAUUAACUUAUGCUAGUAUGGUAAAAGUUCCCAAAAGUAGGGAACCGUCUCCAAAAGAUAAAAACGAGCAACGUAUAGAUAAAGAUAAACCGCUCGCUGAAGAGGAUUCAAGAAAUAAGAAAAUUGAGAAGGAAAAGAAACAACCACGAAAAGAAAAGCAAGUUAAGAAGGGAGGACACAAAAUAAAAGAAAUUGUUGAUACAUCACACAAUGAAACAGUUUCUACUACAGCGGAUGAGUCAAACACAACAAUAAGCAAAUCAUUUAUAGAACAAGAGGUAAUAUCUGAAAUUAAACAGACAGAUCCACAUCACAUAACUUACGCAAAAGUAGCUGCGUCAAAUCUUCCUAAGCAUUUUGUUCAACAUGAGAUAGUUGUAAGUGAACCCUUACCGAAUAUACUUCAGGAUAGUGAAAUUAAGAGAGUUCCUCAAAAGAACAUUGAAAUCAAUAUAUCUGAACCAGAGAAAGAAACAGUAAGUAUUCCUAAAGAAGAAACAAUCCAUGUUCAAUCUAAGAAAAAGAAGAAGAACAGAAGUAGAUCUAGGUCUACACAGAAUGAACAAGUACAAAAUAUUGAAAGCGCUGAAAAACCUCUUCCAGAAGAAACUGAGAUAGUUACAACAAUAACAGAAAAAAUCGAUAACAAUAAUUCCGAAGACCUCCCAGUUGUAAAGUCAUGGGCAUCAAUUGUAAAAUCAGCAGAUGCUCCGAAAGAUGAAACAGAGAGACCGGAUAAAACUGUUAAGGACCAAAAAUCUUCUAAAUCUGUAAAAGAACCAGAAGAAGUUCUUAAAAAAGACAAAAAGAAUAAAGGAUUCGUCAGUUCUAUUAUAUCAACUCUAAAGAAUGCAGUUACUGGUAAAAGUGAUGAAGUCGGUGACAACGAGGCUUCAAGUAAAAAAUCUAAAAAGAAGAAUAAGAAGAAGAGUAAGGUUAAAGAAGCUGAACAAACAAUAGUAGAAUCUUCUGAUGAAAAAAUAUCUGAAGCAAAUGUAAUAGAUAAUAUUCCCGUUCCAGUUAAACAGCAAGUUGACAAGUUAGAAACUCAAGAAACGAUUGAUGACCAACCAAAAGUUACUGUGUUUGAUACGAUAGAACAAUCCAAAUCUACAAAAGAAUUGGUAGAUGCAUUUAUUUCCUCUGAAAUACAAGCUACAGUAGCAAGCAGUGUCGUAGAUGUAGAAAAAACACCAGAUCAACCAGAAUUGGUAUCUGAUAUAGAAGCUCAAGAUGCGUUACAGCAACAACCAGAAGUAAUACAAUGUGAAGCUGUUCAUAGUCCAGAGAUUUCAGUAACUGCGGAAUUAGAUAUUGAGUCAGAAGAAUCUAAGAAAACUUCUGGUGAAUACGAAGAAACUAUUGAAAAUAUAUCUACCGAAGUCUUAGAAGAAUCUAACACUGAAAUUUUAAAAGACAAUGAAGAAUUAAAUACCGUAGUACAACAACCGUUAUUUACUAAAGAAUCAACUGAAGUAAAAACUUUGCAAGAACCUACAGAAACUGUUACCGAGGAAAUAAACAAACCGCUUGAAGAUCUAGUUUCUAAAGAUUUGGAGAUCAAAUCUGAUUCUAUUGAAGAAAUAAGUCAGGAGAUAACAUCAGAAUUUGUAGACGAAAGAACACAGCCAGAACAAAGAGUUCUGGAAGAGAAAUUGGUAGAUAUUAAAGAAGUUAAGAUAGAGAAAACCAAAGAACAGGCAUCAGAAAACUUAUUAGAAAUAUCUGAAUCUAUUGAAACGAUACCUAAAGAAAAUCUAACAGAGAAAUUCAUUCUUAAUGAAAAAUUAACAUCUCAAUCGACAGAAGAAAUUGUCAAAAUUUCAGCAGAUGAAUCGUCGCUUAACAAGAAGUCCAAAAAGGAUAAGAAGUCAAAGAAGAGAGAGAAAAAAGAAAAACCUACUGAAAGCGAAUGGGUAGCUUUAGCUGCUGAGGAAAUAAGUGAACCAUCUGAAGAAGUGGUUUCUGAAAAGUUGGAAACAAGUUCUGAAGCUACACAAGAGAUAACUCAGCAGCAAUCGCAUGAUGUAAAAAGUGAUUUAGUAGUCUCAUCAUUUUCGGAACCAGUUAGUGAAAUUGAAUUAAAGUCAGAAUUUUUACACGAAGCACAAGAGGAAGAAUCGGUUAAAGAGCCAAUUUCUAAAUUGGUGCAAAAAGAACUAACCGAUAUUGCAGCAGCGGAAAUAGAACCAAAACUAGAACAAGCAACAGAUAACUUACUGAAGGUGUCCGUAAAUAUUGAAACUGUAUCCAAUGAAAAUGUGCUUAAAGAUUUAAUUUUUAAUGAGAAAUUGGUGUCUGAAUCUAUAGAACAAGUUAGCAAAACAACAGACCAACUAUCACCAACCAAAAAGUCGAAGAAAGAUAAAAAGGAAAAAGUAAAAUUAGAAAAACAAAAAUCUCAGGAAAGUGAUUCGGACGCUCCCAAAACCAACUUCAUUCAAUCUGUAGUCAAAAAAAUAUCUGAUGUGUUUACAAGAAAACCUAAAAAAGAUCAGAGAUCAUCUGAAAGUGAGCUACUGGUUCAAAAUUUAACGUUAGACGAAUCGUUUUGGAUUAGCAAAGCUAUUUACGACGAAGCAGAGACUGACUGGUAUACCCAGUUGAAUAAACAUCAAACAUCUGUGGUAACAGAAAUUAAAGUGAAAGAGGAAGAAAUUUGUCAUGAUGAUUUACCUUCAAACUUAUUGUUGGAUUCAUUAUGGUUAACUAAAGCUAUAUACGAUGAUGCUGAAGAGCAGUGGUUUAUAGAACAAGCGAAAAAAGUUCAAACUAAUGUUUCUGAUGACGUUAUAAAAGUACCAGAUCAUUCCCACGAUAAAGAUGACGAUGCAGAUAGCGGUUCUAGUGGUAGAGCAUCGCCUAGAACGAAACCAAGUGAUUCGGCUGGUUCUGGAGAACCUGGUUCUCAAUACAUGAUGUACACUCUUCCAGGAGGAGUGGCAGGCUGGAAAGAAACCAGCACGUAUCUUUCUGAAAUCGUGAACGACGAAUCGGUAGACUUGAAACCUACUGACGAAUCCUCAUCAUUACCUUCCUCACCUGUUCCUCCUCUAGAGACUUUAGAUCAUCAGCAGUCGCCACAGCCCAGUCAGGCAGCACCUGGACCACAAAGGAAGAAGGAACUUGAAGAUGAUGUGAAUAGACUGCAAAAAUCUUUGACUUUCACCGAAAUAUCAAUAGAAAAUUUACCCCUGGAAGGAUUUACUGAAAUGUUAGAUGCUUUAGAGCUUGUCACCGGCGAACUGAAGAAACAUGCCACCAAAGCCAUCCAGCUCGAAGGACAGGUUUUGAGACUAGGCUGUGACUUUGAAACCAGAGAACUAUCAGCUCAUUUGGCUGGAAUUCGUACCAGGAUAGCUACUCUAUUAUCCCAAGCAGAGAACGGACGCAUAGUUGUCUUGAACGCUCAGUCGGUUCAAAAGAAGAGACGCGAAGAGUUGGAACAAUAUCAAGAAGCCCUCCAUCAAAUAGAAGUAUGGAUAACGACGACUGUAGAGACGAUAAAUAGUUUUGUUUCGCCUACGGACGAAAAAGAAAUACAAGAUUACAUUUUGAGGUUUAACCAGCUAAAUCAAGAACUUUCCGAAAAAGAAAGAGCCUUGAAACGCCUCACAAAGGAUUUGGAGAAGUUUAAGAAAUAUCCCGAACUCGAGAAUCUAGUAACAGUGUUAAUCGAACAGUUAAAUAGUUUAUUUGUAGUGUUUACCGAACAAAAAACCUUAAUCGUUCAUAAAAUAGAGUAUCUAGAGACGGAGUUAGUGAAAGUUCGCGAAGAGAGAGUCAAGGCAACUCAAACCAGUGAUUUAUCUCUGGAAGCUACCUUGGAUUCUUCGUCUAUGCCCGUCGAGGAGGCUAAACCGACGAAGAGCAUUGUCGAGGAAUUUAUAACUGCCGAAAAAGCUACUCAACCGAUUGCAGAUAGUCAUACUCAAACUGGGAGAAGUCUAUCAUCACCUGAACCAGUUCGCGAAGAACCGUUGACUAAAGACUUUACCGUUACUUAUAAUCGACCAGUCGAUGCCCAAAUUCAAACGCAACUUUCGGAAUCUUCCGAACUCGAACAACAACCUAGAAAAGAGACGAUAGUUAUAUCAAAACGUACCUCUGGAGAACAGGAUAUUAUUCAAAUAGCGACCAAACCCAUGGCGGAUCCGGAACCAAUCGUUGAAGAACCCGACGAUUUACAGGUGGAAGCAAAUUACAGGAAGAGACCGGAAUCGGAAACCAGAAUCUCCGAAAUAAAUAUCAGCGCUCAGCCUAAUCAACCGUUCGAAACCGUUUUCGUUGAACCCGAUGAAACUACCACAGAAGUUAUCGUGGAUGCCGAUGGCACCAAACGAAUUAUCGUAAAGAAACUUCACAGAACCGUGGUUAGGCAACAACAGUCCGUCCAACAACAACAAUACACCACACUGAAAACUCUAACUGAAGGAGAUGGACCUCCAACCACUCAAUCCUUCUCGCAAAUAACUUUACAAGGUCAGCAAAGUAGUACUUCCAUAGCUUCGGGAGAUGGGCGAAAAGAAACACUCACGUCGCAACAGUACGGCGGUAAAGUCGUAUCUGGAGGACCGGAAGGUGAUGUCGACGUCAAAGAGUUCCAAUCAGAACCGGAAGUUCAUUACUCCGUCACAGGUAGUUCAAAACCCGGCAAUAUUAAUAUAGAAGGUUUGAAAUUACACCAAGGCGAUAUAACUUUAGUCGACAACGAACAAAAUAAGUUGGUACCUUUGGAUGAAGCUCAACUUACCUUAGACGGAAGUCACAUUCAAACCACCAGCUCUAGCGUUCGGGCCGUCGUGCAGCAAGUACGGCGCAGAAUUAUCCGAAAGACUCGAAGAAUCGUUAGGAAGACCGUGAUUAUUGAUGGAAAGGAACAUGUUACGGAAGAAGUUAUCGAAGAACCUGAAGAAGUCGAAGUUACUGAAGAAGGUAUUCCUAGAGUUAGCAUAAACGUGGUUAGAACCCAGGACGGAAAGAUUGUCGAAGAACAACAGUUCGGUGAUCAGCCGAUACCUCAACCUUCUGGAGUAACUGUUACUCGUUCAUCUACUACAGUGGUUCUUGACGCACAAGGGAGGCCAAAAGAAGACGUACCCGAAGGUGUAACAGUUAUUACAAGCGAAACCAAACCAGAGACAGUGUUCAAAACUUCCAGUCCUAAAGAAAAAUCAAAUGUAGUAGAUAUAAGUCAAGAAUUUCUACAGAAAACUGUUGCAGAACAACAAGACCAAAGGUACGUGGCCACUGAACCUGUAGUUGACGAGCAUGUAGCAUUAGAUACCACACAAACCCAAGUAGAUUCGGUAUCAAGUUCCUCUCUUACUAGGGAAUUUAUCGAACAGGAAAAGGCAAUUGCAAGCCCUUCACCUGAUAGUAGUAACAUUGAAGAAGCACAUCCCGUUGAUAAAGCACCUAAAAGUAAAAAAGAUAAGAAGAAGAAACGUAAAAAAGCUCCUAGUGACGAGUCUUCUAAAAUAACAAAUGUUGAUGAAUCUGUUUCUGUUGAAUUAGAAACGGCUGUUGAAGAUACUACCAAAGUUGAAUCGCCACAAAAAAAACCAACCGAAGUAGUUACCACAAAAGAAAUUGCACCAAAAGAAACAAGUACACCUACAGAAGAAAAACCACUAUCUCCAAUUAUAAUUGAAAGUCCUGUCGAUAUUAUUUCGCCUGAUGAAAAGCAAAUAACCUUAGAGGAGACUAUUAGAAUUGAUGAAUCUCAUGAAAGACCAAAGGAAGAAAUUAAUAUUUCUACUGAAGAAACAGUUGUUAAGGACGUUCCAUUGACUGAAUUAGGACUACAAGAGGAAACCAAAAAAGAACCAGUUGAAAGUGAUAUUGAUAUUAAGACAUCAAUUACAGAAACUGUCCGAGAUACUCUUGAAGACAUAGUAAAGGAACCUUUCUCUGUAUUCCAAAGUAAAACUGCUACAGUAACUACUAUUUUACCUACAGAGACAGAUGAUAAAUUUGUUUCGUUAAAAGAAGAUCAGACAUCAAUCCCAGAAAUUGUUUUAGAUACUCUUGAAGAUAAAGUAAAAGAACCUUUGUCUGAACUCCUAAGUGAAGCUACUACUGUAACUAUUUCACCUAAAGAGACAGAUGAUAAAUUUGUUUCGUUAAAAGAAGAUCAAGCUAAUUUGGAAACUCAAGAAGUAGAAAUUACACAAACGCAACAAAUAGUUCCAGUUUCUGCCACAACCGAAACAUUAGAGCCCAUAGAAGUAUCAAUUUCCGAAACAGAAAAUCUCCAACCAGAAAUUUUAGAAACCGAGUCAAGGGCAAUCAUUGAUCAGCAUAGUCCUAGUGCACCUCCAUUUGAGGAGGUUUAUCCAUCGUAUGUCACUCGUGAAAUCAAUGCAAAUAUUAUAGAAGAUUUCUUAUCCGGUGAACGAACACAUACCUCACAAGUGCCACUUUAUGAAGUUAAAACAACCCCAGAACAGACAUCAAUAGAAACUGCAGAAAUUGUAAAAAAAGAAACUGCUCAAAAACCAUCCGUCCAAGUUUUAGAUGGAAAGCAAGAGGAUAUAGUGCGAAUACCAUUAGAGAAAUCAUAUGUUGAGCGUAGUAUUGAAGAAGAAACUAAAAUUCUGGAGACAAAAAUUUCUGAACCAAUAGAUGUAACGCAGCAGCCAGAAAUAGAGACUGUUGUUGAAUUUGUUACUAAAGAACCAUCACCAGAUCUAAUAGAGAUUCCAUUAGAAAAGUCAUUACAAAGCACAACUAUAUCUGAAGCAAAACAAGUUUUGGAAUCCAAAUUUACUAGAGUUGAGCCAGAGCAAUUAGUAUUGCCAUCAAAAGAUUUAACUACAGUUACAACUGAAACAGUUCAAUCUUUUGAGCCAGAUGUGAUCAAAGAACAGGAAACAAUUAAAGCAUAUACCGUUCAACAUCCAUCAGAAAAUGUAUCAAUAGAUUUAUCACUGCAGGAAUCUCAGCCGGUAAUUCAAAUCCUUCAAACACCGCAGUUGAAACCUAAUGUACCUACCGUAUCAGAUUUUCUCAACAAAGAAAGGCAAAACGUUGAAAUUUCAUUAGCGUUGUCUGAAACAUCAUUAGUAAGUGAACCAAAAACUGAAGUCGUUGAAAAAGAACCCGAAAUACUUGAACCAGAAAAGAAAUCAAUCGAACAUUCACCGGUAAAAUCAAUUGAACCUUCGCCAAUUUUAGAAACAGAUAUUGAAAAAUCUCUGUCAAAAAUAUCGAGUGAACCAAUUGUAUCUCCAAUUGCGUCAAAAGAUGAAAGUGAACAUGAGAAAGUUUCUAGUCCAAGUGACAUUGACCACGGAGGUCGACGAAGUAAAAAGAAAAAGAAACAUAAACAAUCUAGCGAAAGCACAGUUGAAGAACCACAAGAAAUCGAAACCAAAGAAGAAUCCACUCAUACAUCUCUAGCUGAAUCUACGGACAUUUUUAUAGCAGACGAUUCAGUGGCUUCAGAGGAAACGCCUAAACCGACACUAGAAGCUUUCGAAGCUGCUAGCGAAUCUGAGGAGAUAUCUGAGAAGGCUCGAGACACUGGUUAUGAGGCAGAUAAAACGUUGGAUGAGAGUUUACCCGAUGAACACGACCAAGAAAAGAAAAAGAGAAAAAAGAAAAAACGUGGACAGAAAGUGAAAGUCAAAGAGUCUGAGGAAUCGAAUGUACCACAAUCUGUUUAUGAAACAACACCUAUCGGAGAAUCUGAAGCUGACGAAGAUUCUAAAAAAGCGGUUAAUAUUGAAGAGCCGGCCAAGAAAGCGAAGAAACGUAGAAAGGGCAAGAAAAAGGUCGAACAAGAUACUGAAGAGCCAGGUGUUACAGAAGAAGACAACAUUGAAGAUGAGACACCUGAUGUUGAAACUACAGAACCUGAAGUCGAAUCUAAAGACGAAACUAAGGUUUUAGAAGCCCACGAAGAAAUUAUUGUAUCUCCAAACGACACAUAUCGUACAAUUUCUAGUCAGUCAGAACCAGGUACAGUAAAAAUCAUAGAAGAAGAAGUUCUUAGACCAGAGAGUGAAUCUCCCAAGAAUAUUGUAACAGAAAUUGUUACUACUGUCCCUAUUAUUGAAGCAGUUAUUACUCAAGAAACUGUCUCUCAAACAACUCCACCAUUGGAGGAACCUGUUAAAACUCAACCACGACAAAUAGAGCCAUAUGAAACUGGGCCAGCGUCGACACAAACUUCGCCUGAAGUUCCAACUGAAACAGCUGAAGCCUUUACUCAACCGGAAGAAGUUACUUUUGUUGAAGCUGACGUAUCUGUCCGACCUGAAAUGCAAGAAUCAGAAACACAAAUUAUAACUGAAACAAGUGAUACUGUAACUCAGACUUCAAAGCCUGUAUCUCCUGAAAAAAUAUCACAAGAGAUUAAAGAAACCGUUGAAUUUUCCGUUCAAACAGUAACGCCAGAAAAACAGGAAGUAAUUGAUGAAAAUGUUCAAACCAUAACACCGGAACCACCAAGUGAACGAAGCGAGUCAGCAAUACAAACAGUUGUAGUCGACAGUAAAGAAAACGCUGUACAAACUAAUCCUCCAGAGCCUGUCUUGUCUAGCGAGAUUGCAAGUCAGGCCGAACCAAGUGUUUCUGAGUUCUCUGUACAAACAUCUCCGGAGCCAGAACCAAUACAAUCAGAACCUGUUGUUGCUCCACAACAGGUUGCAGAAGUAACUACUAUAGAAACCACUGAAAAUGUUACUCAAACUACUCCAAUUGUAUCUCCUAUCGUUUCACCUCGGGAAGAUAUUCCAAUAGAACCAGUAGAAACAUCGGAGACCCUUGUUCAAACUAGUCCUGUUAUAAUUAGCGAAAUUGGAGAACUUCCUAUUACACCAUCUCCAACGCCAACUAAGAGUUCCAGCGAGGAAUACGAAAUUCAAGUUCAAGCAGUACUGACAGUUCCCACUGACAGUUCCGAUGUAAUUUCAUUAUCUGAAGUGACGGAAAUUACUGAACCGUCUAAAGAAAUCUCUGAACAAAUAUCAGAAGAGUCAGCUAGUGACUAUUCGUCUGGAGAGUUCGAUGUUGAAGUUAAUGUCGAAGGUGCAGAAGUUAAAAAUCAAACUAUUACUUUCCUGGACUCAGAACGCGAAGGUGAUGGUAAGAAGAAAAGAAGAAAACGUAGAAAGCACAAGAAACCGAAAGAAUCGGAAGAAUCAGACAAUAAAGAAAAAGAUCAAUUUUCAGUAUUUCACAGACAGGCAUCUGGAAUUGACGCUCCCAAACGCAACGUUACAUUUUCCGAUGUUACUAAGAAGGGAUUAAGUUUUAAAGAACUCACCAAAACCGUAAAUAUAUUAGAAGAACCGACUAGUUUACCGGAACUAAUUCCUCAGCCAUAUGAGCACCAAGAGGCUCAAGUUAUUUCAAAAGUAUUUACGGAUAUUCCCGAAGAAAAGGUUCAAGAAAUAAAAGAGCUUAGUAAAGCGCCUGUCGAUCAAAUACAACCAACAAAAGAUAUAUCUCUUUCAGAUGUUGAUUCUGGUGUAACAGUAAAUGUGAGUAUUUCUGGUAACAUUUCGAAAGAUGUUGAAUUAGCUACUAAAGAUACCUAUACAGUAGUCGAACAAAAAGACAGUAUUGAACCUCAAAAAGCAACAUUUACUGUGGAGUCAAUUUUAACCGAGGCCGAAUUUAAAGAAAAGACACCCGAACCAGAAAUUCUAGUAGGUGCAGAUCAGGGAAAUAAAUCACAUAUAUCUUCUACUGUUGAGUUUUUAACAAAAGAACAAGAGCAUGAAACAGCCACUAAUACCUUUGAUAGUCGCCCAGAAAAUGUUGUUUUAAUAAACGAUAAACCAGUUAAAAUUGAUGAUAUUUCAACUAAGGACUUCACUGUAGAAGUUUCAGAAAAGGAAACAACUUCUGCUGAAAAACCAGUUAUAACAGAAGAACAACCAACUGUAAGAAGUGAUGAGUCUAAACAAAAGCCACCAGUUAAAACUAGGACAAAAGCAAAACAUGCCGCUACAGUUACAAUUGAGGAAGUGGAGGCUCCCUCUAUAAUAACAGACGUUCCUUUGACGCCAGCUUCAGACUCACCUUUGUCACCUCCAGAUUAUUCUACUUCUACCUGGAGGCAACCUGCUGAGAGUACAAUAGCCGAACGAGGUCCAGCAUCAUUUGAUGAAGUAGACAUCAGAUGGAACCAGGCUCAAUCUUUGGAAAGAAUUAAGAACCUUCAAAAUGCUAGGACAACUACUCAUUUAAGUAGUGUCCUGUAUAUAGCUACUUUGAACGAAAUAAUUAUUGAACAAAGUGUUGAGCAAAGAAACAUAAAUGUGCAACAAAACAUACAGGAAUUGAAGGAAGCUGUUGAAAAGCGUGAUGUAGAUAUGAUUCAACAAUCUGUGAUAACAACUGUAAAAACGAUAACUACUUGGUUAGAAACUAUUGAAUACAGAAUAUAUGUUAACAGACAACAAACUUCCGAGGGUCCAUCUAAGGAACGCGUGAACGAAUUCAAUCAUUUGAAAGAAGAAAUUGUUAAUAUAGAAGAAAAAGUCGAGGAGCUUCAAUUUGUCCUGCAACAAACAGAUACAAUUUAUAACGAAGACGAUAGAGAGAGAAUGAAAAGUUAUAUCGAUUCUCUGCAACGACAAGUCAAAAUUAUUGAAGAUGUUACUGAAGAGAAUGAACAACUAGCUUCUGGAGAUCUGAAGAGGUGGGAUGACUUUAUUGAUGGCGUAUCCAACAUUACUAAACGUAUACAUACCCUAACACGUCAACUUAGUGAUUUAAAAGAGUCUGACGCUUCUCCUCAAACUAAACUGAACGAAUUAGAAGAACUAGAAAAUGAAAACAGAAAUAUAAUUUUGAAAGCAGUGAAUUUAAUCGCUACUGCAAAAUGUUUGUUGAGAGAUUAUCCAGGAAGGGAAAUUCCAAAUGAGGUCUACGUCAACCACGAUCUCAGCAAACAACUUGAACAACAAAUCGACGUAGAGAGACAAAAAGCUUUGACUUUACUAAAUCUCGCGUAUGAUUAUGAACAGACUCUAAAAGAAUUCAGUCAAAUUAUUGAAUCGGCAGGGGUACUGGUUGAAAGUCCUGUAUCCGUUAGAAACCUCGAACAUCUAGAGGACGAAAUGCAAACUCAUCGCAAGAUAUUCGUUAAUCUCAGCCACUGUAGAGCUAUUCUGGAAUCUCUGGAAGAAAAUCUAGAUUCGGAAACUAGAGCUAUUCAUUCUGAAUUGCAUCAAGACUUGUACGAAAGAUCGAAAAUCAUUCUCGACAAAUCAACCGGAAGAUUCCAAUUAAUGUCCUUGGCUGCCUCAAGAUGGACCGUUUUGGAACAAGGAACCAGAGAGGAAAUCAGAUGGUUACAAGUUGCCCAACAACGUGUACCUGAGCUCAACAACGUCACGUCGUCUGAUUAUGACAGAUAUAUCGAUUUAUGUAAUUCGUUAGCCCUAGACAUCUCUCAUCAUCAUGCUAAGCUGUUACAUCUUCAUAAUGUUGCUGUAAAAUUACAAGAGCUGGUAGAAUGUUCAGGAAUUGAGCAAACAUACGUAGAAUCUCUGGAGAUCAUUACGAGGUUACAAGAAGACGUUCAGAGUAACCUAACAAGACUUUUAUCAUUUGGCGAGUCUUGGAGUAUUUACAAUAUACUGAGUGACAAGGUUGAGACGUGGUUAAGAGAUGUUCAAGUGCAGUUGAAGAAAAUGGAGAUUCCUGGACCUCGAGGGCAUAUCAGACAAUUCUGGGAAUUAAAAGCACAACAUGAAGUUCACAAUACAGCCCGCCAGAAUUCGACUAAAGCCCUUGAAAAGUCCCUUCAAAUCGUACCAGUUUCGGACGAGAUGCUCCAAAGAAAAUUCCAUUCUGAACUCCAAACAGAAUGGUUAAAAGUAACAGACAAAAUAAACGGUAUUCAUUCGUCCAUCAUGAGUACUAUCUCCGCUCCUGACAUAUCUGUCAACGAAAAGCUAGCUUUACUCGAACAAGAGCUUCAAGAACUCAAGCAAGACGUAGAUAGUUUAGGUGGAGUGAUCAAGACUGAAGAAGAACUGAGCUUGUAUAUUGAGAGGUUGCAGAUUAUGUCAUCGAGAUUAGACACUAUCCAAAACGAACUUGGAAAGUUAGGAUUGUUGUCAGCUACCGAAUCAGAUAAAGUUGGUAGUUUGUUAGCUUUGUCCAAUCGUUUGGAAUCAGUUAUAUCUGAAGAACUCCAAGGAGGGCUUCUUGUUACUGAACGUUUACAAAACAUCCAGAAAGGUUUAGCACGUGUACGAAGGAAACAUUCUGAACUGGACAAAGCUUUGGAUCAGUGUGAAGGUACCGAAAAAAUGGGAAGCGACGCCAUAGAAAAAGCCAUCAACGAUUGUUACGAAGUCGGUGAAGAGUUAGUUACUCUCUGGCAAGACCUGAUGAGUGCUCGUCAACUCCUGCACACACUUCCAAUGAGGCUGAGGGCAACUGUAUCACCUCUGAAGGUGGAGAAGGAAAUUUCUCAACUCCAAGACGAUCAUACUGCGUUGGAGAAACGAUGCGGAGAAAUAUUGGCAUUGCUGAGGAGCAGAUUGACUUUGUGGCAACGAUUCGAACGACAAUUGGAGUUGGUACAACAGAGCGUCCAGGAAGCUGAUUUUAUGAUUGAGUUGCUGACUGUUCAGGGUACCGUGGAUUAUGAGAGAUUGAGGAAAGCAACAGAAAGACUCGAGGGACUUUCUGUGGACCUAACCUCGCGCGAGAACCUCGUAUCAGAGCUACGAGAGGCGGCCAAACCGUUGGCCGACAGCUGCACCCCCGAAGUAUCGGCCAAAGUCGAGGCGGCCGUGGCCGAAGCCGUGACGGCCUACAACACCACCUGCACCAACUUGAAGGAGCUGUGCACCAAGUACCAGAACGCGGCGGAGCUGUGGAAGCGGUACAAGGAGGCCAGCGAUCUGGUCAAAGAAUGGAUCGAUAAUCCGAUGGAAGGGGUGGAGGAUUUGCCGCCCGAAGAGGCCAUUCAGAAAGUCAAGAUUUGUGAAGAGACUUUGUCAGCUCACACCAAGCGCCUUGCCGAAUUGAGAGACCUGGUUUCUGACAUCGCCAGUGCCGUCGGGUUAGACGCCAAAGCGUUACUCGGAGGUGAAAUCGAAGCAUUGGGCAAGCGCCUGGAGGAUGUCCGUGAGAGUCUCACCACGCUCGCAGAUGUCGCCGAAGCCAAAACCAAAACCAAAAUCGAGUCAGAGAACCAAAUUGUUGGAACCAGAAAUUACCUAAAUUCUGUACAAAAGAGCGUGGAUGAUAUCCAAACUGGAGAUUUAGACUCUGAUACAGAGGAGAAACUUCAAGCUCUCAGAGAACACUUGAUAGCUCUAAGUCAGGCAGAAGGAAAAAUCCAAAAAAUCAAGGAUAAGACUGUCGAAAUAUCUACCACCACGACGGAGACUUCAGUAAUAGAAAUCCUUGAACUCUGGCAACAGGUGUUCAGGGAAACCUUCCAGCAGUAUCACCGACUGAGCACCAGAUUAGUUAAAAACGAAGAUGGAGCUGCAGCGCUUAGGUUGUGGCAAGAAUACCUCUUCAACGUGCAACAGUUCCUGCAAGGCAGCAUUCCCGGUGACUAUCAAAGCCUUUCCGAACAUCAACACUUAUGCCAAGUCCACCAAAACCUUCUCAGCACCCAGCAAAACGUGCUGAGACCCAUCGACAAGCAGGACGGUCAAUUGGCCAGCGGAUUAGUCGAAACUAGUGUCAUGGAACAAUUCAACUCCUUGACUAAUCUACACAACGAGACCCUUAGUCGGAUUAUUGACAGACAUAACGAAGUUCAAAAAAGAUUAGAGGCGUGGGAAAAGUACAGAAUCGACCAAAGUGCAUUGCUGGAUUGGUUGAAAAACCUCGAAAAAGAGAGAGAACAUAUGCAACUCCGUUAUCUUCACGUUAGACGCAUUCCAAAGCUGAUGACACGUAUUCAAGGACUUUUAGAUAGGAUCCCUCAAGGGGAAAAACAGGCAGAAAUUUUGCAGAAACAACAGAAUCUUCUUUUACAGUUUUGUGACGACGCUUUGGCAACGUCGAUCAGAAUGGAACACGUCGCUAUCAAGCAACGACUGUCGAAUCUACAGGCCGGUCUUGACACGUGGAAACAAUUUUUGGAACGUAUUUCCAGCUUAGUACUAACGCACGAAGACCGCGUUCAAGCCGUUCAAAAGUUAUUCGAUGGUAUUCAAGCCAUUAUCAAUGAAUCUCAGUCUCAACUACCAUCAUCUCAUGCUGGCAUCAGCGGACGCCUUGAGAUGCUUCAAAGAACUCGUGAGCGCUUGGCGUUUGCGGUUAAGGAUCUGGAACAACUAGGAUUAUCUCAAGAACAACUCAAAGAGUGUCUGAGUCCCUCUGACAUGAAGACGAUUAAUCAAAGAAUGUGGUUAUUGUGGCACCAACACGGCGACCUGGAUCACCAGCUGGCAAUGCUAUGUCACCAACUGGAAGAGAAACUAGGUAUAAAGGCAAUGUUCGAGACCAGACAAGCCAAGUUCAUAGCUUGGGCUGAUGAACUAGAGAGCCGAUUGGAAAAAGAGACUGCUGAGACUUUAGCUCUUGAUCCCAGGGAACUUUUACGAAAGUUAGAGGUGGAAUUACAAGCUGAAAUGUCGUUGAAAGAAAGAGAAUUUGACUGGUUAAUCAGAGUAGGCAGAGAGUUAGUUAGUUCGUGCGGAGAAGAGUAUGCUGACGUGACAGCAAAACAAAUCAUCCAAACCAGAACUGACGAUGUUCAAAACCGAUGGGAGAGGUUAGAUAAUCUCGGAAAGAGUAAAGCAAAUAAGAUCCAAGAUAUAAUCCAAACCACCUUACAACUAGAAGAAAGAAUUCGACAGAUCAGAGCUUGGUUAACGCAAAUAGAAAACCAGCUAGCUCAAACCAUCGUGUUCGAGUCCUGUACUAAAGAUGUUAUAGACAGAAAGCUAUCUGAACACGAUAAGCUAAAGAAAUCGAUUGAAAAUGAAAGCGCGAACAUAGGAGAAGUUCUCAACCUUUGCGAACUACUCCUCAGCGACGAAGAUAUGGUUAAAAGCCACUUUUCAACCGAGAAUUUGUCCAAUGCCGUUCAAAAUCUAGAGAAACGAUGGAAAAUCGUAUGUGGCCAGUCUGUUGAACGAAAAAAGAAACUCACCUUUGUCUGGAAGUUGCUUCAGGAAGUGUUGAAGCAGAGCAAUGAGCAGGAGUCUUGGUUAACAUCUCAUGAACAAAAACUUAAAGAAUUUGACCGACCUUUAUCUAAGUUAGAUCGCAAUGAAAUCCAACAACUGAUCUACCAAUUAGAGUCCGAGAUUAAGGAUAUCGAGUCACAUUUACCUGCUUUCCAAAUUUUGGAACAGACUUACUCGAAACUAGCCAGGACGAGCGGCACCGAUCCUCAAAACAUCCAGGAACUAACGUCGAAAGCUCGAGUGGUUAUCGCCAGGUGGCACAACCUGUUACCUAAAGCCCGAACUCUAUUAAAAGCUUUGCAAAACGAAUUGGCGCCUUUCAAAGAAUUCUCUUUGGCUCACGAAUCCGCUGUAGUUAACCUGAGUAAGAUCGACGGACUAUUAACUGAAAUCCAACACUUAGAAACAUCCGAAAACAGUUCUCCUCAGGAACGACUGAAAAAGUUAGAAGACUUGGAAAACCAGAUAUCUUUGCAGACUCCUACUUUGGAAAAAGCAGAUCAGUUGGGUUUGCAGAUCAUGAAGAAGAGCAAGAAGGAAGAAAUCUCGAAUAUACAACAGAUGAUCGACGAAUACCAAGUUCUCUGUAAGGAAAUUACAGACAGAAUAACUAUUUUGAAGACUGAAAUCAUAACAGAAAUACGAGAAUCGCCUCGAGAGGUCGACGAAAGUGUUCAAGUGGAAACUCUGAAGUUCGAACAGGACAAUGCUGUCCAAGUCAACACCUUACCGCCUCAGCUACAGAGGAUGACGUCAAUCAGCGCCAAAGAUGCUUACAAGGUCGAAUUAGAAGCGGCUUUAGAUGAAUGUAGGACUAGUCUUUUCGAACUGGAAGAGUUCGUGAACAAGGAAAUUCCCAAGCAAGGAUCUUCAGAACUUCCUACCAGCGGAAAGAAGAUCGCCAAGAUGUCAGCCAAAUGCCAGGCUGGUACAGAACUUGUGAGGCACCUUCACGAUAUGCUGAUCAACGAAUGUGACGCAUCUGACGAGGAAGCUAGCUCAGUGGAAGUCGAAGGUCUCCUGUUGAAGUUUAGCGAUCUCCUUGUCAGAGCCAAAGAAAAAGAACAGAAACUGAGGGAAUUAAGAACUACUGUGCCCGAUGCUUAUAACUUGUUAUGCCAACACGAGGCCGGAAGAGUACUCUGCCCGCUGUGCACCCGUCGCAACUGGGCCCAGUUGGACAACGACCUGUGGCGAUUAGAGAAGUGGCUCCAGGUGGCCGAAGGUAUCCAGAAGACGCGUAGGUCUCCCCCGUCCAACAUCGAGCAGCUGGAGGACAUGAUCCAGGACCACCACGAGUUCCUGCUGGAUUUGGACAGUCACAAGAGCAUCGUGAAUUCGCUGAACAUUGUCGGGACGCACUUGGCUGACCACACGGAGGACACGGAGAAAGCGGACGAGUUGAGGGGAAGGUUGGGGAAGGACAACAAGAGGUGGGAGAGUAUCUGUAGGGCUGCGGCCGCUUGGCAGUUGCAGUUGCAAAGAGCUCUCAUGGAGAACCAACAAUUCCGCGCCAUCAUCUCCGAACUGUGCACCUGGCUCGAGAGGAACGAGCGCAAAAUCCGCGCCUCCGAACCUGUGGACCUCACAGCGCCUCGCGACACCAUCGAGGCCAAGUUCCAGAACUUCCUCGAGCUGCGCGCCGAGCUGGAACGGUGCGAACCACGCGUCCUCAGCCUGCAAGAGGCGGCCAAUCAGCUGCUGCGCGAAGAGGCCGCUCCCGAAGGCUCGGAGGCCGUGCACAGGCGGCUCACCGACCUCCGCCUCAAACUGCAAUCACUCAUCAGGCUGACGGUGGUGUACACGCUGAAAUUGGGCGCGGUGCUGGGCCGAGACCCCAACGAAAUCGGUCUGGCCAUCGCGGCGGCCAGCCCUAGUAGCAACGCCGCACAGACGAUAGGCUAUGACCUUUUGGACCGACCUGAAGGGGACGAGACAACCGCAGCGGCACCCGGCGAUUCAGACAUCAAUGGUACUAUCGAUGACUCCCAAAUAAACACAUCGGUUCUGCGCAGAGGAUGCCGAUUCUUGGGUAGGGUAGCCAGGGCCUCCCUACCGAUCCAAGCCCUGAUGCUGCUGAUGUUAGGCGCCGCGUCCCUGGUACCCUACUCCGAAGACGAUUACGCCUGUUCCAUAGUGAACUCUAUCACGAACAGUCUGACGCCAACCCUGAGGUACAAUGACGGACCUCCACCCAUAUAGAUUCCAGUUUUUUUUUCGUCCAAAAAAAGACCCGUCUAGAUUAGGUUCUAAAAAUUCAUUCCAUGAAAUUUAUGUUCCCUUUUUUAUAUUGUUAACUGAAAGAAAACACACACUAGUUUGACUUAGGUUGUUAUUUUUUUCUAGAAUUUUAUAUUUUUGUUACUUAAAACAGAGCGGAAUAAUAUACUUUUGAUUUUUUUAUACGAUGUGAUUUUGUAAAUACUUUUGUGACUUAGGUAGGGACAACGUUUGAUCUGGCAGCUUUAAAUAGUUUAUAAACUGUGUUAACUUGCCUACUUUUUGUUAUGAGUUAAGCUCGAACGAGCUAUACAUAGUGGGCACCUACUAGGAUAUAGUUUUUAUAACCAUAUAAAAUUGUAUAUUAUCUUAUCUGUAUAUUGGGAUGGACGUGCAGAGCAUAUUUGCAUAAUCUUAUAUUAUAAAUUGUUGAUUUAUAUCAUGGUUGUGCAAAUUUAACCUGAAAAUUGAAUAGAAAUCGAUUUUCUCGUGGAUAAAACAAAGUGUACAGGAGCGGAUCUCUCCACUGCUUUUGUUCACUUAUGUUUUUUUUUAAAUAAAAUAAAAAUAAAACCUAAAAUAAAAAGCUCUCCAUUUUUGUUUUAGGUUAUGUAAAAUAUAACACUACUCAAAUUUUACAACUCAAUUAAAUUUCUACACCAAAAAAAGUCAACUCUCCAGACUUUUUUGGCGAAAUAAUAUUAAACAAACGUGCCAACUAUAUCUCUCUCCAAAGUUGCGCGUUUUCGUUAAAUAUUCUAAAAUAAAAAUCUCCCGUUUUAUUUUUGAAUUGUCCCUGUAGCAAAAUUAAUUGAGUUGUAAAACGUAUCAAAUAUAUCUACCGAUUAUUUUCAUUGUUGCUUGUUAAAAUAUAUUUUAUAUUAUCAGUAAUUUUAUAUGUGGCCUACGCGCACUUUUCAUUUUUUUUUGGAGCUAUUCACUUUUGUGUAUUCUGAACUAACCAAUUAUAUGCUUUGUUAAUUUUUUUUUAAUUUAUUUAGGAAGUUGAAGUUACUUAAAUACAGGAUUGUUUUUCUUAAAUAUCGUAUCCCCUUAGUUAUAUAUCCCUUAUUUAUAAAUAUAUACUUAAAAAUAAA
Molecule: messenger RNA, 59307 nt
Organism: Sitophilus oryzae (rice weevil)
Lineage: Eukaryota; Metazoa; Arthropoda; Insecta; Coleoptera; Curculionidae
Biological process (GO): nuclear migration
Cellular component (GO): meiotic nuclear membrane microtubule tethering complex; cytoplasm; nuclear outer membrane
Molecular function (GO): actin filament binding
Source: RefSeq, a predicted model, not a curated record